AUGGCGGCAACGAGAGACCGCAAAAGGACAAACAGUCAGAGUGGAUCGAAGUCUGAAAUGGCAAGGUAAGUUAAUCAAGAAAGCAUGAAUAAAUACGUUUAAAAUAAAUUAGUACAAUAACUUUCUUUAUGGCGAGUCACAAUCUCUAUGAUCCCUGCAUGCAUUGUUAUGAGAUACGGUAGCUGUUUUGGUCACACACGUGGUCAGGGUAUCUGCUGCCGAUGCGAGCUCCGAUACGCUACACAACAGGGCUCGAAAAAUAAAACUUGAAUUCCAGCUUGUCCUUUGGGCAAGCAGGUCUCACAUUUUGCUCUCCCGGGGCCUGAAUUCUUGCUCCUCCUAGUUAAUGUUUAAGUUAGAGGAUGACUCGUCUGUAGCCUUGCUUAUUGGGCAAGUGAGCUUUUAAAUGUUAAUUGCCCAGCAAGAAAAUCUACUUGUCCCGAACUACGGGACGGGACUAUGUUCGAGCCCUGACACAGGAAUCUGUUGUUCAGUGAAAUCGUCCAGUUUUUUCGUUGAAAAAUUGAUGUCUUGCAAAGGAAUUUUAUGUCUCCUAGUCAACUGUAAAGGAAGAUUAUUGUACCGGCCUGCACGGUGGUAGCCUACGUACAUUGUAUUACAGUGUGGCUAAAGCCCAUAGUUUUCAAUUUUUAGUGCUUUUGAGGGUGGUCAGAGGAGAGAAAGUGAAAGGUAAAAGUUGAGACUGAUGUGUCACUUGAAAGUUUACUUUCCUAAACAUUCCUGAAACUUGGAAGCUGAUGUUUUGCAUUUGGAAUAGAAGACUGCAUUAUGUUUGACAGUAUAUAGGGUGUUUUUGGGCAGUUUUGGCUCUUAAAAGCUAGACCACAGGAGUCCACACAAUAAAUGUACUGGAUUUACCAGUUGCCUCUUCCACAGUGAUAUAUCCCUAAGCAUAUAUAUAGAUCAAUGUUACCUAAGUGUUGAAUUGCCUUACCGGUGGUAUAUUGUCAUCCUUUUGCAGUUUUUUGAGCGAUUUUGAAGGAUUUUGAGUUUGCUGUUUACUGUUCCUAAUAAUAGAAGGACAAGGGCAGAAUCCAUAUUUUGAACAUCUCCAGCACCGGAGAAAUUUUCCCCUAGAAAAUCGCAUUGCUCUGCUUUCAAUUUUUACAACAAAAAGGUUGAAAGAUUCACGUUUCUUCUCAUUCCUUCCAAUCGAAAAUCCAUCCAAAAGGCCUGGAGCUAGCCCUCGAGGAAAAUUAAAUUCCCACAGUUUUUGAAAUGUCAAAAUGCGUAACAACAUUCAUAUGUGCCAGUCAGAAACCGUCUUCCUGAUUGUCUCUUAUUGAGUGAAUGUCGUUAACCAAUGGAAUAACUGAUUUAAAGAAUAUUUGGUAAGCGCUUAUUGUUUAACGGCAGCAAAAGUUAGGCACCAGGGGCCACCAGGCAUUGCUGGAGCACAGCCUUUACAAGUAUUUUGCCUUAUUUAAGAUCCUUUCUAAGUAAGAGUUAACAGUGUAUAAGUAAUAAUGUCCUUUGGCCUUUAAACAGUACAUCUCUAUCGAGCAGAACAGUCCAGGAAGAGGAUUUUCCCAGAGGUGGUGCAUCUGCUCUGACCCCCCUUGAAGUGAGGAAAAUUAAGCAUGAAGCAGAGGAGGAUGUUCUUUUUGGGGUUAAGGUGAUAUUAUUUUUUGUUAUUUACUACUCAUUUGGAAAUACAAUUUUAUGGACCCAAUGCAAAAAUGGCUGCUGGAUUAAUAUUCUUUUGUUGCAAUUAAAAUAAACCUGACUAGCUUUGCUUGAGAUAAUGAAUUCUUUUCAACUUUGUACUUAAGAACGAGGCUAGUCAAGGCUACGUGCAUGGUGUUGGUGAUCACAGCCAUAACAAAAUAUGGUACAAUGCUACCCCAUUGAUUCAUCAACUUUCAUGGCUAAAACAGUGCCAUAUUAAUACUGUUGUUUUGUACAUAAUACCGUAAUAUAAUUGUCAAAGGAAAAGAACUAAACAAUACAGUCAAAUCCCUCUACAACCACCACUUUGGGGACAGAAAAAAGUGGCCAUCCUAACUAAACAUUAAGAAUUAUAAACAUUUUUGGAUACAGUAAGCAUGAAGUUAGCACAAUGAACAUGUUGUACCCCCAAGAAAGAAUUCGUCAUUAUGACACCCCUACCUCCCCAUAACGGCCACCUCUCCACAAUAAUAGGCUGAUUUAGCAGUAGAACAGGAACGUCAUUUGACGACAGGAAAGCGCGCGGAAAGGAUUAAAUGUGACUUCCGGUACCCAAGUUGCUGCUCUGCUAUUGGUCAACCCAGUUGUUUGAUUUGUAAGCACAGUCGUCAACUGACAUUCUCGUUCUGUCGCUAAAUCAGCCUAAUUACUAUUGUGCAGAGGUGGCCAUUAUGGGAAGGUAGGGGUGUCAUAGUCACAAAUAAUUCUUGGGGGUACAACAUGUUCAUUGUGCUAAGUUCAUGCUUACUGUAUCCAAAAAUGAUUAUCCAAUCAUAAAUAAUAAACAGAGAGAUAAAAUGCACAAAAUAACUUGAAUAAAAAUUGUUUUGAAUCAAAAAGUAAACAACUGACAAAAUGAACAAUUAUUGUAGACAAUUUAUGCAGCCUUACUGAGGCAGUAUAAAGGGAGCUCAAUCAAAAUAUGAUGCCGUGAUUAAUCGUCAACGUGCAAUACAGAUCAAAUUUUAUGACCAUUCCUUGCUUUUUUAUCAGUUGCUGAAAAAACUUGCCAUUGUGGAGAGGUUAAUUUUUGGCAGUUGGGGACACGGUUCAGUGGUUGUUGCUGUUGUGGAGAGGUGGCCAUCAUAGAGAGGUUUAAAAAAAGUCGAUCUACUUGUAUGGACUGUUCGCUGGGACAAAAAAAGUGGCCAUUGUGGAGGGGUGGCUGUUUGUGGAGCAAGGCUCUGCUCUAAGGAAAAUUGAAGGGUGUGCAGCAUAUGAUUUGUAUGAAAAAUCUGAAAUUUUCCAGUUGCCCAGGAGCAAAAGUUGGGUGCCAGGGGCCACUGGGCUCUUAGAGCACAGCCUUGGUGGAGGUUUAUGUAGAAUACAUAAUUAUAGGAAUUAUAGCAAUUAGAUUUGCAUAUGCCACUGAUCAUAAGAUGAAGUGAUUGCGGCUGGCUAAUUUCUUCUUCUAUUCCGUUUAGAAGGCAUCACCAGAAGUGGAAUCAAGAACUAGAAGGGAGAAAAAGACAAGGAAAAAAAAGACCACAACAAAGGAAUUGGAAAGUAAAGCUGAGAUUUCAGGGAAAUUUAAGCUAAAACACGUGGAAUCCCUUACUUUUAAGGUAAUAUUUGGAAUGCCUUUCACUUUAAAAGUACAUGUAAUACUUUGAAUUCCUGAAGAAAUUCCUGAGAAGAAUGACAAUACUACAUGUACACACUAAGGUUUGAGUUACAGUACUUUUAGCGAGUCACACCUGCACACCUCGGAACUGCAUGUUAAACCCUGUAAGGGGGUGUUUACAUGACACCGGGGUGACUUUCACACUGGGGCGAGAUCACUCCGGUUUCCCCUCAUGGCUCUAUAUUUGUUUACAUGAUACCACCACAAAAUGUCAUGCCAGCGUGAGUCACCCCGGCGUGAGUUCAACCGGGUUGUUGUACCGGGGCGAGAAUUUCACUGCGGUAAGAAAUCUUGCAACGGUAUCAUGUAAACGCAAAACGACCACCCGUUUAGGUGUGAAAUCGGUCUGCUGGUAGACUGGAAUGGGUCACGCAUGCGUAAUGUCUACGAUUUUGAUUCACAAGUGUAUUUUAUCAACAUGAAGUGUGCCUUCAAAUAACGAGAUAUGAAAUGACCCAUGCAUUAUGUAAAUGCCAUACAAAAUCAAAAAGUCAUCCCUGUAUGUAACUCGUGCCGGUGCGAGUUUUCUCAUGUAAACACCCCCUAACACCCCAAUUUAAUUUUUAGCUUAAUUAAAAGCAAAGUACCCUAGCUCUUACAAUGCGCUUGAGCGCAUACCUAUACCUAAUUUAAUAAAGUUUGCUUUGGUAAUAAUGAAUUAGAAAUUGGGCAUUGGGCAUUUGGGCAUACAGAACACGGUGCAAUGAUUUUCUUGAUUUGCCUGUUUUUUUUUUUGUAAAGAUUGCAAUAGAAAAAAUGUGGCAUUUGAGAUUUGACUUAACGGAAAAAUAAAAAAAAAUGACACAGUACGUGUAGCCCAUUGGGUAUAAGCUCACACGUACUUCUUUGGGUUGCUGGUGUUUAUAAUGGAACCUGAAAGCCCACAACAGCUACUGGCUUUGCACUAAAUAAACAAACUGUCCACAGCUACACUGUAGAUAGUUUUUAUCAAAGAUCAUUGACUUUUUAAGUAGUAUGGUUUACCAACAUCAUGACCACACUUUUAAGCAAUUUAUAUUAAUUUUAUAUUUCAUAGCUUUAUCUGUUUUAAUAUUCACCAGAAACUCUAUGUGGGUAUGAAGGUGUUGGGAGCAAUCAAGGAAGUGAAUGAGUAUGACAUGGUUAUAAGCCUGCCUAAUGGGCUAAGUGGAUUUGUGCACAUUACGCACAUAAAUGAAAAGAUCACUGAAAAAUUAAAGGAAGGGCUUGAAGCUGGUGAAACUAAAGACAGUGAGGUAAGACACAACUGCAACGUGGUGGGUUUUAUAACAUAUGACAGCCUCUGCUGUCAGUAACUACUGCCAACUGCUUUAUGCAAUUGCAGUGACAGUUUUGUUGAAAAGUUCGAUAUGACCUGAGUUUCCGUCAUUUACAUGUACAGUAUUUACAGUAGUUCUUUCAAUUUUUCUAAACCCCUUAACUCAACCAAAAUAAAAGUUAUCCACCAUAAAAAUAUAAAUUUGUCAUUUACAAUAUUACACUGAAGCUUUACUUUGUAUAAUAUUACAGGUCAAAAUAUAAAGAUUUAAGUUAAAAUUUUUUACUGUAGGUUGAUUCUCAACAGCCAUCGUCUCAUAGCCCUUAAUUAUGAAUAGUUAGGGCUAGAAGACAAAGUAAAUUGAAAAUCAACCUUCAAUGUACACUGUAGGUUAAAAAAUCUCAACCUGAAUUUAAUUUUGAACCAUGACAUGAAUUAUAUGUGGUAGUUAUUUUUUUAUCUGAGGUAAUUUUAGUUUUUCUUUUGUUUCUGGGUAUGGUAAUGUAUGCUAAUUUAAAGUUGAAACAAAAGAAAGAUACAAAUUACCUGAAAUAAAAAAUUAACUACAGCAUACAGACAUACCUUAAUGUGUCCUUUAUAAUAACUUAUAAUAGAAUACUUCAUAGAAAGUGCACACGCAUGUUAUUUAUGUGCAAGUUUGAAUCAGUACAAAGAAAAGAAACUGGUGAUUGUGAUUUCAAAUUGAACUCAUGCUGCGUCUGAUUUUGAAAUUACGCAUAUGAUCUCAGACCAAAUUGUACUCCACUCAGUUCAAUUACCAUUAUUAAUCAGGUUAAGCACUAUCUAUGCCACACAUGUGUUGAUUAUCUUUUUAGACAAAUUUACCAGAACUUGGUAAAUUUUUCACUACUGGAUGUCUGGUUCAGUGCUCUGUAUUGGAGCUGGAAGGAUCUAAACCAGGACAGAAAAAAAUCAAGUUAUCUCUGGAGCCAAAAGAAGUCAACAGUAGCCUGAGCAAGUCAUCUCUGAAACAAGGAAUGGUAUGUUUAAAAUAAAGUUGUCAUCAUCAUCAUCAUCAUGAUUUUCAUUAAAAAUAAUAUUGAUUAAAAUUAAUGAUGAUGAUGAUUUCAGUAUUUUUACCUGACAUUUAGAGCUUUCUACCAUCAAACUUCAGAAUUAUUUCAUGAUUUUCUCAAAGACUGCCAUAAAAUGCCAUGAAGGAAAUGCCAUGAAACAAAAGAGUGAAAAUUUGUUAAGACAAAUUAGUAUUAAGUUACUGUUCACAAGAACUGUUUUAAUGUACAGUGUACAUGUAUGUUUAGGUUCUUCCAGGAUACGUUUCAAGUGUAGAAGACCAUGGCUAUCUGAUAUCGUUUGGCAUUGAAGACACAAAAGCUUUCUUACCAAAGAAAGAUGUUAUUGAAGGUACAGUACAUUACAAAACCCAAUGAUUUAUACAAUUGUAAAAAGAUCUGAUGUUUAAUUUGAUGCAUUGAUGCUGGUAAAGUGCACUUUCAUUCCGUACCGGAAUAUUUCAACUAAAAUGGAAACUAUCAUAUUAUUUUUUCACAACAAAUGACUAUUGUAUGUAAAGGCAUGAAAUUAACACAAGUUGUGGCUAGACAAAAGUCCUGUCUGGUAGUUUUAUCUUGGUGGGCAAGUAACAUUUUAACCUUCAGUGUACUUUAAAAUUGUUACUACAGCAGUUUAAUACAAUGUGGAUGUUACUGAAUGUAUCAAUAAUUAAUUUUGAUUUCUUUUCAGAACUCAAUGAAGGUCAUCCACUGUGUUUGUUAGUCAAGUCUGCAGCUGAGGACAAGAGAAUUAUAACUGUAACUGCAGACAGAGAUGAGAUUCAAGGUGCUUUGGUAUGUUACAAGUGUUUUUCAUGUACUUAAUGUGCAGUAAAGGAUUUUUCUGCUUUUUAGUAGCUAUAAUGUAAAACAUUUGAGUAGUGUAGGAGAACCUGUAGGAGCUGCUUGUAAGGUCUCUGCUAAUUGGUCACAAGAAACAAUGACAUGUCAUUCUUUCAAUUGCUUUAGUAUUGUUUGGGGUCAGGGAAACACACCAUUGGUGACUUCUCCCCGAGUAGCUGCUACAUGACCCAAACAUUUUGGUUAUUACUGUGUUGUGUGGACAAGUGACUCACAUUGUGUUGGUUUUAGUAUUGUCCCUAUUGUUUUUUAAACUACGCUUCAUGCCUUAAAAUUUAUGUACUUUUACAGUGUUAUUGACAUUAACUUGUUUGUAGGUUAAGGAAGGUAUGAAAUUGAAAUUUUCAACCCUCCUUCCUGGCAUGUUGGUGAAGGCCUCUGUAACUCAGGUAAAAUAGAACAUUUACACUCUGUAUAAUCAUGCUAAGCAUCCAUCAUGCAUCAUAUACAGUGUAAUCUACUGUGCUGAAAAUCCACGGCAAGUAAUCUUUGUUUCUGAGGUAUCGAUAAAAUACUGAAAAAAUGAUAUUUAUGAAAAUGGCUUUACCUUUUGCAGUUCAUGACUGAACUGAGUUUAUAUAGUGCACAGUACACAGUCAUCUUUGUGAAAACAAAUUUGUUAACGCCACACAACCUGGAGUUCACAAAAAUAAAAGGCAGUUAGACAUUCAAAAUAGAAUUUUCUGAAACAGAUGGUUUUAUCCUCUCUACAUUGCUUUCACAGCCGUGCAAAGGCAAGUAUUGCAAAGAAGAGUUCUGGAGUGAUGGUAUCUGGAAGUAUUAAUCUUGCAGAAACUCUUUCAAAUAAUCCAGAAUUUAUGCAGUUAAAUACAAGUUUUCAGAGUUAACAACAAGGAGUGCUAGUCGUAUCUUGCUGGCCAACGGUGUUGUGAGAUGCGCAUGCUCCAGUAUCCCACGUGCUAUUGCAGUUACGUUAAAUGUCUGUAAAACAAUGCUAACACCAGGUGUGUUGUUAAAGGUCAACAAAGAGGUUGUUUCUGAGACCUUUGUUGUAUAAGAACAAUUGCGGGUUCAAUUUUGAAGUUAAAUGUACAAUCAUAGAAAAAACCUAUAAUGGCCAUCCAUUGAACAGGUACUAUUUUUAUUCAAAGACACAUGAAAAGUGUAAGGUUGAUUUAAAGUUAAUAGUGACCUGAAGAUGCACUUUUUCAGCCUACAGGUAUGGAUAAGCGAACAUCUUUACCUCGCAGUUUUAUAAAAGGCAACCUGGGCUGAUCAAUUAAACGGCCCAUAGAACUCACAAUAAUACUGUUUCCUAGUUCAUUCUCUCCGAAAGAACUCACAAUACCCGAUGAAAACCCUACAAGGAAAACUCGCUCUCUUUUUCUCUUUUUUACUUUUGUUGUAGCUUAGUUGCACUUGUUCAUUACCUUAUUUGGUAGUCCUAGCCCUACUUUGGUAGUGUUACUAAACGUCUCAAAACUGUGAGGGGAAGGGUCGGUAAAUCUCUCGUACACAACUCACCUAAACAUUGUAGCUAGCAAUUGUUACAAUCAACCGUAACUUGAAACUAAUCUGAUUUACCAUAUGACAGUCCAGUUUAUACUUGAACUCAGUUCAGUUUAUCAGUUCUCUUCUUCUGGCAAUUGUUCUGCGAUUCUCUUAGCAGCCCUCUGAGCUGCAGUUCGUCUUGGUCUUUGUUAUUCUACAUAAGCUCGAUCUCUCCCCCCUUUUGAGAUUGGUCAACAUUCUCCACCGCUCUGAUUUCCAAAGGACAAACUAACUGAAGCGGUGGAUCAAUAGUGUGCCUUUUGUGUAACAGCGUUACCCCUCUAACGACGUCAUCUUUGCCUUGAUAAUACACUCUACUUUACCCUUUUUUCAUUCUCCGCGGUUCUUUUCGUCUCCAAUGGUGAGUACAGUUUCUCCCACUUGAGGUAUGGUUCCCAUUUCCUUGUUAAGCCUGUGACUUUCCAUCAGGCUGUGGACAUACUCGCUUUCCCGGCGUUUCCAUGCUUUUGCCUAAGCAUUUUCCAAUCGUUUGGCCAUCCUUGUUAGCUUCUCUGCAUCUGAGCCUUUGGUGCCUUCUACAGUAUACACAUUAUUCUCGUCCCCACAGAAUCAUCUUCAGUGUAAGCCCCGCCUCUUCCUCUCCCUCUGCUUCAACAUUAUCAAGGGGCGAUUAUUCAAAUUUCUUUCAAUGUCCAUGCUGACUGAUUCAAAUGCUUGAUAGGAAAGAGAUGAUCUCCCCAAGGUCUUGUGCAAGGUGUUCUUUAUCUCCUCAAUCAAUCUCUCAUAGACUCCUCCCCGCCAUGGUGACUUUGCAAGAUUAAACUGCGAGCGGAUGUUCUCACGUGCUAAGUAAUUCUGCAACUUCUCACUUUUCAUCACGGUCUUGAUCCAAUCUGCUGUAGCCUUAAACGCUUUGGCAUUAUCCGAUAUGGUGAUGCAAGGUCUUGCCCAAUCGUGAGAUAAAGGCAUUCAGCUUACUCUUGAAUUCAUCUGCCGUUUGGAUGCGUGAAACUUCCAAAUGGACUACUCUGGAGCUGGUGCAGGUGAAAAUAAUGGGGUAGCACUUUCCUUCUUCUUUCCUACCGACCUGGUACAGGAAGGGUCCUGUAAAGUCCACCGCGCGGUUAGUUCAAACGGUCUGCUCCCCUCAGUUCUAUGUUCUGGCAAAGCACCAGUUGAUGGCACUCCAUAAGGUUUGGUGGACUAUACUUUGCAGAUGUUGCAAUUCUUAAUGACCUUCUCGACUUUCACUCUCAACUUUGGUAUCUACCAGUUUUCUCUCACGCUCGCCAUCGUGUUCGCAACACCAGGAUGCAUGACCUGAUUAUGGAUGUGAAGGAUAACCUUCUCCGCAAGUGGACCAUCAGGAAGGUAAAUCGGUCUGUAUUAUUUCAUUCUGCCUUCACAAUUGACAACACCUGUAUGGUCAUUACUGACUAACUUGGGGACUGUAGACAUGUUUCCUCUGCUUUCUGAACUUGCUUUACCCAGUAGUCACUUGCAGUUGUGAUCUCUUCCGUAACUAAUGGACCUGACUUCUUCUUCAACUUGCUUCUUACUUUGCAGUUUGUGCAUAAACCCAUGCUGUUACUCUCCUUGUACACCAGGAGGUGCUUCUUUCUAACAAGGCAUCCCACCCAUCGAACUUACGCUCUUGUGUGAGAAGAACCUCCUCUUGGGUGACCUUACUCUCUUCAUCUGUUGCUUUGGUGCUAUUUAGCCUUGGCUGCUUUGGCCACCGCCUUUUGUCCAAGAGCCAAUCCGGACCGGAAAACCAGUUUGCUCUUUCCAUCUUAACAAUGGUUGCCUCUCUACUUCCGAGGUCUGUUAGAUUCAACUCUGAUGAGCAGUAUUUCCAAGCGCUGUUGAUUGCACCAGCGGUUUCUGCUAUCUUCUUUGAGGUCAGAAGCCCUUUGGUCAUGCCUGCCUCAUGCUCUACCACCGCAACAGCUGCUGCAUAGCAUGCUAGAAUGCUGACAUCUGCGAAAGGAUGUAAGUGGACUGCUCCUAUCUCUCCAACGAAUGAAGCAAUGCUUCUGGGCACUCUUACAUCUUUAAGUUGUUUUGUCCACCUUAACCAUUGGUUCUUCAAUAUGGGGGAAACUUGUGCAUUCCAGCCUUUCUGCUUAUCGCAGGCUUUUCGAUAAAUAUGCUUUUCCUCAGCCAUAGUGGGUGAGAUUAUCCCGAAUGGGUCAUGGACAGUUUCUAGGUAACUGAGUAUAGUGCGCUUGGUCAGUGGAUGUUCUUGUGGAAAAGGCUUUGCAAGGAGCUCCAGUGUGUCAUCAUCCUUAUUCCACGCGUGUCCAAGGAUUUUGCUUGGGAUUGGCAUGCAUUCACUUUAAGGAAAGUUGACACUUGAUUCCCAGUUGUGCACCGGGAACCUGGCAGACUCAAAUAUGGCAGAGUACUCUGUUCUUUGUACCGCGUGUUUUCCUCGUCGUUUCCUCCCGUUUGCAUGACAUUUUCAACGUAAGUGUUCUCCCUAAGUGCUCUCACUGUGUCUUCAAAUUCUGGCCCUUGUUGUUUACAGUGACGCUGCAGAGUGGCUCCAGGUAGGAAAGGGCUUCCUUCAGCUUCGAAAGGUACUCGUGUAAAUCUUAAAUGUUUCUCUGUUCUUUUAAUGUGGAACAAGAAUCUGAACGCAUUUCUAUCCUCCUCUUUCACACCUAUCUAUGUCUCCAAGGAACAGAUUUGUGGACAUACGCACUCUAAUCAUUAAGUCCCAGAGAAACGGCUGCAACGGGGGACCAGUAAACAUGCAAUCAUUGAUGCUGAUAGUCAAAGGCUGGGGCUUAGCACUAGCGUCAAACACCAUGCGAACUUUCGUUGUAACCGGACUGCACUCUGCUUUACAACUGGCUUAUGUAGCAUGUUGAACACACGUUUUCCAGACGAACUCUGAGGUGCUCCCUCGAUUACCCCUGCUCUGAGUUGCUCUUCAAUGAUGCUACCAUACUCUCCUUUCAGGUUCUCAUUUCUCGACAGCUUCCUCUCCAUGUUGGCGAGCCGCUUUCUGCUGAGUGCUUCAUUUGUGUUCGUUAAUGUCGCUCCCGGUAUCCAAGGAGAACCAACCUCAUGCCUUCCAUCUUGCUUUCGCACAAAACUCUCCUUAAAGUCACGCAGAGCAUCCAGUUGAUCAUUCCCUCCCCGGUCCUCGAUUCCCAGUACAUCCAAACUGUACAGUUUCUCAUAUUCAUUAACCUCUCUCAUAUGCAUGCAGCUGCUCCCACCACCAUAUUCGUUUCCCCCAUGGAUUACCCAACUGAAAGUUGUCUCCUCUGCGAGCGGCUCUUUCGGGUGCCCUUUGAAUACUCUCUCCGUCCUUUAUAUUCUACUAUAAAUUAAGUCUCCGAGAGUGAGGUGUAUCUAAUGUUCUCCUGCGGACGUCAUGUAGAACCUCUUGUCCUGUAUAUGUGAAUACUUCAACUUCAGCUGACUCUCACUGUAGUGAGAGAAGUCCGGGGACUCAAAGUGGGUGUCAAAGAUUGGCAUUGUCUGGACUUUGGUUCCACUGACUGUCACGAUUGCGCAAGUCUCGUGACGUGUCGGCUUUAACUUUAAUAACUUGAUUGCUUCACGUGAAAUGAAGUUGCGUCCAGAUCCUAGGUAGGCCGAAAGCACUUGUCCUUCAAUACUGACGGGAAUAAUUGCAGGUAGCACUUACUCCCCUGCGUAGUUGGUGUAGAUUGUAAGUGACACUCCAUCUGGAUUACUGCUUUCCCUCUCCGGUCUAUCGCACGUACGUCUGUGAUGCUUGUAUUUGCACUUCGCGCGAUACCGCCUAGGGCACUGGUCUGCUCUGUGGUGAACGUCCACAAUUAAAACACAAAUUGUGAUCACGAAGAACUUCUUCCUGUCCGCUAAAGUUGAUACUAGCGUACAGCCUUCACUCCAGUGCUCUUGUUUUAGUCAGAAAAGGCAACAGGGCUUCAGCUUGUCUCCUUGCUUCUGUGAGAACAGAUGCUUUUCACAUUUGCUGCUUUCGAAGUGAUUUCUCCUAAGCCACUUCUGCAGUGCAUCAAUCGGGUCUUCCACGGACCAUUCCUCCCAACUUUAGCCACUCUCACCAGAUCAGGCUUUAUCUGAGGUAACUUGUUAAGCGUAGUCAUAACAAACCCUUGCAACUUUUGGCCUUCUUUGAGGGUUUGAAGCGCGUUAUAGUUUCUACUCAGUUUCUCGUAGAAUUCUUGCACCCUAAAAUAAUUGGAUCCCUUGACUAGGAAUAAAUUGAUGAUUUCUUCCAUGUGCGCAUUCAUGACGACCUUUGUUUGCGUUGUGUAUUUCUUCAGGGUAUCCUGGUCUCGGCACCAAAAAUGAGCUGAUCAAUGAAACAACCCAUAGAACUCACAAUAACACGAUUUCCUGGUUUAUUUUCUCCUAAAGAACUCGCACUAAAUCUCACAAUACUCGAUGAAAACCCCACAAGGAAAACUCGCUCUCUUUUUCCGUCUCGUCCAGUUCCAGCUUACUUGCAUGUGUUCAUUACCUUACUUGGUAGUCCUAGCCCUGCUUUGGUAGUGCUACUAAACUUCACAAAACUGUGAGGGGUAGGGUUGGUAAAUCUCUCGUACAAACCAUUAUAAUGGCGUAACCAUUCUACUCGUUAGCCUACCCGUUUCCCGUUUCGGGUAAGAGGCAAUCUACCCGUAUCUACGGCCACUUGUACGGCUAAUUUACCUGUAACCGUACGUGGAAACAGUGUAUCUUAAGGUCUUUAAUCUUCCGGAAAUGGCUUACUUUUUAUUAGCCACUGUAUAAUGCUUGUUUUGUUGAUUUCUAGGCAACUCAUGGCGGUUUGCUACAGAAUUUUCUUGGGGGUUUUGAAGGCUCUGUAGAUAUUCUUCACUUACCAAAUUGUGGAGGAAAUGGACAAAAUUUGGAAGAGGCCUAUCCAGGAAAGACAAAGGUUAAUGUUGAAUACAUGUACAUUGUAUAUUAAUUACGAGAAUGGAAAAUCAUAAAAAAUCAAUAUUGUUUUAAUACAGGAGAAUGGCUGUCAGUCUUGUAGGGGUUUUUCUUUUUGAUUAUAUAUAUAAAUAUAAAAAAUUACCGUUAGGUUUAUAAUUGCACUUUGUCCUCUGGUAGCUUUACAGUGUUGUCAGUAAAUCAGCCAAUCUAUCAAUCAACCACCCAACCAACCAAUCAAUCAGUCAAUCAAUCAAUCAAUCAAUCAAUCAAUCAAUCAAUCAAUCAAUCAAUCAAUCAAUCAAUCAAUCAAUCAAGCAGUCAUUCAAGUGACCAGUUAUCAGGCAGUUGUUUAUUGAAGUAAAUUAUGAUUGUAUAUUUACAGUAUGUAUUUUUCACCCUAUUUACCCAUUCCCGCCUGAACAACUUGUUUAUAACCACCGAUGUCAUUUGCAAAUUUGCCAUCUUCUUUGUUCAUGGGAAUGAGAUCUUUCAAACUAUACUUGAGUGGACAUAAUUCAGUCGAACAGGCAAACGAAAAACAACAACAACAACGAUGACGACAAAACACAUGUAAAGUUGAUGACAAAAAUGGCAGUAAAAGGCUCUCCACUGCACUCCUGUGAAUUCUUCAGCAUAAUUUCACAACCCUAAGGGUUCUGAUGCAUAGAAACUUUUCCCAUCAAAGAAGAAUAGUUGAAGAAAAUGGAAAAAGAGAAAGGAAAAGCUAUAAGUUUGGGGGUAGUGUCACCAAGUGACCAACCCAAAACUUUACUUUCUGUCCAUUCCUUUGAAAACUGUAAUUCAGCCUCACAAACAGAAGGAAUGGUAAUGCUCGACUUGUAAGCAACGUUUUGGAUAGGUUGGUUCUUCUUUGACCAGAUACACUGUAGUAGUGACCAGAAAAGAGCUCAACUACAGUGUAGCUUGAAACUUUGGAAAUGUGUUACAAUAUUGGUUGCAGUAUACAUUGUACCUCAGAAUGCUGUGGAUUAACAAAAUUAACAUUAUGGCCUAUACAUGUAAUUAAACAGUGCAUGAUUUGUAUAAAAAUAUUAUUACAUGUACUUUUGUGAAUAAGGUAAGUUUUUCUUCAUCUCAUAUAAUGAAACAGAUUGAAAGGAACAAUAAUGUUUUAAUUUUUUUUGUUGCUCAGCCAAUCUGAAUAAAAAAAAAAUUCGUUCAAUAUUAGCUCUACAAAAAUGGAUAAACAGGUCCACGUAGGUUUUAAACUUCAAAGACCCUGCUUUCGAACAAGUUCCUAGACCAACAUACAUGAUUAGAUACGUCCACUUGUACUGUGUACCACUUAAUGCAUAUGUCUGGUGCUUUCUGUUUAUAGGUGAAGUGCCGUCUUUUGUAUAUAAAUGCCAAUACCAAGACAGUCGGACUUAGCCUGCAAGAGAAUGUGGUGCUUAACAAAGCUACCAGCUUUGGUAAUUGGUCCAUUGGAGACAUAGAAGAUGCUGUUGUGAUGAGAGUAGACCAAGGAAUGGGUCUAUUGAUGAGAUUAUCCGACAACAGUCUGGGGUUUGCUCAUGUAAGUACUUCCACUAACGGCCACUUUUUGUGGCGGACAGUCCAUACAUUGACUCUUGUUUGAACCUCUUUACAACGGCCACUUUCUUUUCUCCAUAAGGGUGGCCGUUGCGGAGAGGUUCAAUUAUAUUCAGAAUUAUCCUGGGUAGAAGCUAGAGAACAAGUUCUCUGUUGUCCUAGCCUUUAUUUUUCGUCCUUCUCCUUUUUUUCAUUUUUUUUUUAAUUAAUAAAAAAAAGUGUGUGUUUAUUAUGUGAAAUUACUACCAAGGGUACACGCACUAACACAACAUCUAGCGGUUUGAGAAUGGAGUUUUGCAAGGUUCUAUCCUAGAACCUCUUUACUUUACUCUUUCUAUGGCGCCUAUUCAAGACAUAAAGCUGCCCAUAACUUAGACUGUAUGUUCUAAGCAGAUGAUCCAUAUACACUACAUUACUGUUGAUCUUCUUGAUCAAUGCCCUGCCCUGAACACCCUUCAGUGUAUUUUCGAGAAGUAACAGCAUACAACACCAACAAUAAGAAAGUGUGCAGUCCUAGCAAAACAGAGAUCAUUCAGUUUAGUCCUUGUUCCGAUCAAAGAAUUCAGUUCUUACCGAUUGUUUGAUUGGCAACGCCACCAACAGACUGAGUCUGUAAUCUUGCAAGUCGUCGCCACCCCCUAACCCGUAGGGGGCGCGGGAGAGAAUCGCGCCCCCCCACGGUUUAGGGGGUGGAGACGGCUGACAUUUCAGACUAUUCUCCCCCCCCCCACCUAUAUAGGAACUUUAACAGUGUACAGCUGUAAGCAUUGACUGAAAUGAAAGUUAGGUAAGGUGUUAUUAAUAGUCGAAUUUAUGGUGCUUGUUUUUGUUAAAUUAUGUUUGCUGAUAGAUAUCUAGAGUGUCUGAUGAACGUGUAGAGAAAUUAGGAAAGAAAUACAAAGCUGGAACCACUCACAGGUAUUGUAGAACAAUAGCAACAGAAUUGUUUGUCGUUUUCCCUUUUGCUCUGUACUGUAGGUCCUAUACACGUCAAGUUAUGAUUCACUAAGGUAACAUGAUGUGAAGUAUAUAUGAAAUAAUUCAUUUUUGAACUGCGGUUGUAGAUGAAAGUGAAGAAUGAUCAUCGCAGUAAAUUUUCCAAUUUAAGCAAUUGGAAAGAAGAAGCCUGAAAAAAAAAAUCAGGCCUUCAACGGGAUUCGAACCCGUCACCUCCGCGUUACCGGUGCGUUGCUCUACCAACUGAGCUAUCAAGCCACACGUUGGGAGCGAGGUCAAUUAUGAUGUUAAAGGUAACAUGGUUGUAAAAAAGAUUCCCACUCCACCCCCCCCCCCCCCCCAAAAAACAGACAGGUGCAAGUUUUAUUUAGUUGUAAAUGACAUUAGAGAGCUUUAGAUUCUAAAACGAGGAGACUACGAGAACGAGAUUUUCCUAAUACUAAGUAGUGCGCGGGUGCGAACCAACGUCAUUUUGGUGGGAAAAUGUGAUAGCCAUCGUCAUUCUACUAAGAGUUUUAGCGAGAAUGUCGUAGUGGCGAAAACAAGCUAUCACAAUUACGAAUUUUUUCAUUUAGCGAUCGGGAGAGGGCUUUACCUCCUUCAACGGAAAUAAGCGAAGUAACUUCUGUGGUUAAAAAAGUACAAUGAUGCUUUCUGGAUGUGUAUUGUUAGGGAAUAGGCGAGAAAACUUAAAAUUGAAUAUCGUCCUCGUAGUUGUCCUCGCCAUGUAAUCGAAAGCUCUCUAUUAACGAAUAAAUGCCUGAAAGACAAUGGAGAAAUAUUUUAAACUCGAAGGUUGUAAUGACAACGCAGUGCUCGAUUUGAAACCAACGUUUUGGGCAAUUUAGCGUCUUUUUACCCAGAUUAUUGACCAGAAUAUAGAGUGACCAGCUUCAAGGUUAAUGUUAUUUAUUUUUUUUUGUAGGUGCCGCAUUCUUGGCUUCAACUCCUUAGAUGGACUUAUUACCCUGACUAUGGAAAAGUAAGAUCAUGAAAAGUAAUAAAACAACGAACGAAAGAACAAACAAACAAACGACUCUCACUCACGUUGGCUAUAAACAGUUACAGACAACACGUGAACAUUAUUGUUGUAACUGUUUAUACUUCAUGCAAACAACCGAAUGUAGCGUGUAACGUAAAAUAAUAGUGUGUGUAUUAAAAGAAGCAGGGGGAACAGCCACCAAAUUGAGUAAAACUUAAAAAUAACCGUUCAAAAAGUAAAAUUAAAAGAAGGUACAAAUAAAACAGGAAUACUUUAAGGUACCGAUGUACAAACGUAAAGAAGAUGAGAAGGGAUUACAAUCGUGGCAUUUGAAAACUUUUUAGCAGAAUAAAUUUCAAGUUUGUUUAUUUUUAUUGAAUUUAACAUUUGCUGUAAUGCUUGGAGGUAUGUUUGUUUGACACGAAGCUGCGAUUUUAUCAUUUACAAGAAAUUUCUUUAAACAACUGGCGAGAUCAUGCUACAAUCACGAACAAAUGUGGUUGACACACUUGUUGAAUACGCGCGCUUUUAUAAACAAUUUCAUUCAUUUAUCAUUUCAUUCUGUUUAAACGCCGUAAAAUUGAAUGAUUGGUUGUUUCAAUGUUUAUUUUCAAAGGUUAGUCAUAGAACAACCAUUCUUACGCUACCACGAUGUCAAGCCGGGAUCUCAAAUCAAGGUACAACCAACCUAACUUGAGAAAAUAGCCCACAUUUCGCGAAGCAACCACUGGCUUCCUCGAAACGAGCGCCGAAAUUCCAUACUGACGACGCAUCACUACCCAAAUCUGGGUAGUGCUUCUGAUUGGUCGAGCAGCGUGGGAAAUUUACUUCAGCCAGUCAGAAGCAUUACCCAGAUCUGGGUAGUGACGCGUCAUCAGUAUGGAAUUUCUGUUCUCGCUUCUCAGACGUCAUUUCAGGAAGAAACCAAUGGUGGUGCCGAAAAAUGUCGACUGUUUUCUCUACCCUCCCUAGCUGGCGGGAUUAGUGGGCGAGUGGUGUAGUUUUUUGGCGGCCGUUUUUUUCGCUGCUCGCGAAAAUUCCUCGCGGUGUCGCCGCUAGGGAUGAAAGUACACCGACCACAAGAAUCCGGCCAGCCUUUAAGGCUAGUUUUCUCAGGCCACAACCUGUCUGGCCGCUCUUUUUAUUCUGUUUGCAAUUUGAGUUUCCAUCCGGUAAUUAACUUAUGUAUAAUACUUGUGAAUCAUAAGAAACUACCCGCGUGGUAGUGCAAUCCUUGUAACGCUCUUGUCAACAUCAGUAUUAGUGCUCAUUUGUGAAAAAUGAAGAAAUUGACUCAAGAUCUAUUUAAGUCUAAAUGAUUUUAAGCAAUUGACCAGAGUACAGAAGAACAGAAAAGAAAGUGGCUAGUGAAUAGAAUGAAUGGCAUCUUGUCUCACUACCCACUGUAUUUUCAAAAUCUUUAAAAAAAGAAACGAAACUUUUCCAGCAGAAAUGAAGCUUUUUUGAAGGGAAAGAAAGCAAAAUCAUAUAACAGUCCCACGCGCUCAUCUUUUUAGAUAAAAAGUGUUUGAUUUCUGUGCAUCUCUGACCUGAAAAGCUGUAUUACAUGGGGUGAGCACCAGGAACGAACAGACCAGAAAAAAUAACAACAGCUUCAUAUUUUGUUAAUGGGAUAAUCGAAAUAAGGGUCCAGUGGCUAGUACAUGUUAGUUUGACACUGUGAUGCUACAUGUAUGUUUAUGUCGUUGUUAGGGCAAGAUAAUCACUCUGGCAAAGUUUGGAAUGCUGGUUUCUGUGUCAGAUCACAUCAGAGGCUUGUGUUCUACUCUUCAUUUAGCAGACAUCAACCUUAAACAUCCAGAAAAGAAAUUAAAGGAGGGAAAAGUUGUCAAAUGCAGGGUGAGUGAGUUUCAAGUGAGGUCUUAUCAGGUUUGGAUGUAGUGGAAUAAAGUCAAAGUAAAGAAUACAUAUCUUGAUAACUGGUUACAUAUCUUGGAAUGACUCGAGUAACUGCAAAAGAGGCCGCUGGUUACUGUAAACUGAGAUUAUUCUUUUGUACAGUUCUCUGCUGUGAAGCCGUCAUCUCCAAGACUUUCCACAGUACACCGAGCUUGUACAAGACCGAAGAUGGCACUGCAAUGUUCAAUAUUUUUAAGGAGAACUGCAGUCACUUGUUAAGAGGAGAACCUGUCAUGGCGAGACUGUACUGGAAUAAGUGGCCACUUUUCCGUUUUUCGCGGCCCGGCAAUCGCGAGGACGUACUACCAAUAGGAAGCUGUAGCAAGGACGACCGCGACGGCAACGAGAACGUCAUAAUUAAAAGAAGUAGGUCUAGUAAGCAAACAACAAUUUCGCUCGUGCUGCACGCUUUUUUGUUCAUUUCUUUGCCGUAACUACACGAAUAUGACGUGAAAUUCCUUAUGCGGCGUUUUAUGGAGAAAGUAAACACACGAAGACAUUUUUCCCCUCUUUUUGAGCUUUGAAUUAAACUCCAACAUUUGAAGCGAGUUGGAAUAAACGCGUCAACAAUGUAAAGGUUAGAAUUCGUGUUCAUAGUGACGUGUUUGCUGCCGUCACCGUCGUCGUUGCUGAAGCUAGUUAUGUUUGUUUGUAAGUGUAAAGACGUAACAGGACAUGCCUGUCAUGAAAAGGUCUUCUUUUACUGAAUAUCUUAUGAUCCACUCCCCUCAGGGCUUUCCAGGGAUAAUUUACAACACUGGUUGGGGGACUUUGCCAGACUGCGUAAGGUGCAGUUUACAAGUAAUGAAGGAAUGAGUAAUGAUGCCCCCAUACAUGAGUGUGAAAGUGUGAUAGACCACUAGACCGGGCACUAUGUGCCCUACUCUUAACGAAGAGUGUGUGAGUUCUUUAACUUCCCACAGAUUUAUUACUUAUGCAAGGGCUUGUGAGACGGGGCCUACGGUUUAUCAUCCUUAUCCGAGAAGACUAGAAAGUCUAUCCGUUUGUAGAUUUUAUUACAAAGGCAGCACUUUCUCCUCAGUUAUUUAAAGAUCCUGAGUGUUGGUCCGGCCCUGGUUUGAACCUACGGCCUCCCGCUCAGCAGACCGGCGCUUAUCCCAUUGAAUCCCAUUGAGCUAACCUGGGGGCGGUUAUUGGUUUUUUGGUCCAAGACCGUGACUGCAAGUCAUUCUGCUCGAUUGGCCGGUACAUUUUUUAGGAGUGAUGUUUCAGCUUUGUUUUUGUGGACUUUAAGGUCCUUUCAGUUGAACCUGAUCGCCGACGACUGCUGUUGACUCACAAAAAGACAAUGGUAGAAUCCGAUCUUCCUCUCAUCACAGACUACAGUGAUGCCAAGCCUGGUGUCAGCACUCAUGGCUUUGUUACUGCCAUCAAAGACUUUGGUUGCCUUGUAACAUUUUACAACAACGUGAAGGGUCUGGUACCUCGAACUGAACUGGGGCAAGUGUUAUGUACUUUAUGUACAAUUCUCUUCUUUUGAGACAAAAGGGGAACUGGGUCGAGUCAACUUACGCAAAGACUUCUGGGACUGUUACUAGGGAGAACGACAUUAAAAAUAGCCAAUUAUUCACCGAGCGUCCCCAGUAACCAUCCCAGAAACAAUUGCGGGACGCAAUUCCCUUUUUAUAUUUUUUAAGUGGUACAUGCUACGGCAGUAGUCCAGUUUUGAAUUAAAAAGUUGCGCUGAAUACAAACAUUAACGACACAUUUAUGCAGGGUUGACCUCGACACAAAGUAAAAUAUUCACAAAUUUCGGCAAGUAAGUGUUUGAAAUUGGAAAAUACACAGUAGACAGAGGAAUAAACAGGUCUUCUUCUCGUUGGAAUUUGUGAAUAUAUCUACUUCAAGUGGAGGCUAAGCCAGUGAAAAAUUCGUCUUCACUUCUUUUAUUCAGCGGGUAUAGCGAACUCGAAACUGGACUGUUGAGUUAUCAGUACACCCAUCCAUACUUGUAUUACUGACAGAUCGAAAAUUAGUGAGCAGAUUGUAUGAGUAUGAAAUAAUGAAUUAUUGAAAAAUCAUAUAUAGGAACGGCGGGGUGAAGAAUUAAAGGAAGGAAGAUCAUCGAGGUUAUAGAUGCAAAUUUUGCAGUUGUGAAAAGGAAGCCUGAAAAAUUCGGGCUUGUAUAGGAUAACAACCCUUGAUUGCUACGAUACUGUCCAAGCACUCUAACCAGUUGAGCUAAGAAGCCAACUGGUAGCAGGUCAUAGAGUUGGUUCGUUAUAAACGCUUGAAAGGGUGACGAUGAAAUAAUGAAUAUUUUUAAAAGCUGAAUCAUUGGAUAAUGCAAUUCUAGAGCUCUGAUUGGCUUAGCCAUCAUGGUAUGUGAGCCAUUAUACCAUGCUCUCCAAUUAUGGUAACUGUACGCGUCUGCUCAAAGUAAAAAAUAAGCUGAAAAUCGGUUAUUUUUACAAAUAUGGUCGGGAAGAAUUCUCGAUGUUUUGUGGGCGUUUUUAAUACAACAAUUAUUCCUUUCGCGCUUGUUGGAUAUGUGAUGAUUAUAGCCAACUCAUAUCCAACGCGCACUCGUGGAAUAAUUGUCAAAUGUGAAAAUCGUAUAUAGGAACGCGUGGUGAAGAUUGUAUCAGUGUUCGAAAGGUCAAAAUAAAGAUGUUAGUUUUUCUAGUAGGCUGUCAUAGUUAAAUGUGUAGGAAUGGCUAUAAAAAGGAUUGAAUCUUGACUUUCACCUGUGGUUCAUGGUUGUCGUAAAAUGUGAUGCCACACCAAGACUACGGUGAAUCUCUCCACAACGUCCACCUGCGAGGUUUAAAGAAGAGUCGAUGUAUGGACUGUCCAAUUUGUGAAUGAAAUCGGAAUCGGAAUCGAAUCAAUUACCUUAUUUCAAACCGAGCGUGGAUAAGAGUCCGUUUAUGAUGGGGUAAACAACACGAGACCCACAGAGUCAGAAAGACGAAAUCGAGAUUUAGAAAAUCCUCAAGUUUUGUGUUUAUUGGGCCUAUAUUGAACAAGAUACAGCAAUUUAGCAAUUUACUAAGAAAUAUAUAGAUGUCCGGAGAGUGUGUCCGGCAAUCCAUAAAUCUCUCAGUAAAUUUUCAAGUUCUUAAAUAGCUGUAUCUUGUUCAAUAUUGGCCCGAUUAACACCAACGUUGUGAAUUUUGCAAACCUUAGUGUGCUUCUUCCGACUAUGGGGGUCUCGUGUUCUUUGGUAAGUUUGCUGAGUUUGUAUUUUUUUGCACACAGGAUAUCCCCUGAUACUGAUCCACGAAGUGCGUUUUAUAUCGGUCAAGUGAUGAUAUGCUAUGUACUGAGCUGUCAGCCUGAUCAGGCCAAAUUAAGGCUCUCAUUCAAGGUACAACAUAACAUAAGCUUAAUUUUUCUUGCAUUUAAACGUCAGUUGCAUUAGUCACGUCUUACAGGUUUUACUUUAUUCCCCUCUCUUGCACAAGUUUAUUUGUAAAGUUGCUAACCAAUUGGCUUACCCUUUCCCUUAGGUUAGUUCAUUUACUGGAAUAAGAGUGUUAGAAAAGUCAGUAGGGAGGUUAAGCAGCCAUGUUUUUGAGCGAUUCGCUUCAACUGGAAUUGGACUUAUUGCACUCUUGAGCCGUGGUUUUGAAUACGUUUUUGGGUAAAUCGUCCCUUUAAGAGUAAGGACACUUAGCGAUACAAAUUUGGUAGCGUUGAGGCGUAUUAUAAACGAAAAAGGCUCACUUCCGGUUGACGAGCGUCACUCCAAAACAUCGCUUCUUUAACUCCCUAAUAUACCGUUACCACGUAAGCACAAAAGCGAGGCCUAAGGGCCACCAGAUUUCCCUCGAACUUAAAAAAAAAGUAAACAGGGUGCCGAAAACUAGGACGAUUUUUGAGUUAGAGGUUAAAAAUUAACCCCAAAAGAUAUUCCUGGAGCAGUUAUAGUGAAUGAACGCGCGUUGGAAAGUGGACAGUAGAGUAACUAACCUUUGGCAAGGAUCCUUCAGAAAUACAUGAAACGUCAAGACUGCUAUUAUCGGAACGAUUAUUGCAUUAGAACAGCAGCGCAGCAGUUGUGAGAACUAUUUUUUUUGUUGUAGUCGUAGGGUGCGCCUCUGCCACUUUAUACAAUUGAAUUGCAAUGUGACCCUUAGGCCUCGCUUUCAUGCCUACGUCGUAAUUGUGUAUAAUAAAUAUUGUGCUGCAAGUAUUUUGUACUUUGUUCCUGUCAUCCUCCUUGUGCCCAAUAUUUAUGUUCAAUGUUUUCGGUUGUCAGUUAGGAAACAAGGAGAUGCUCGUAAUACAUUGUAGUUUACCUGAUGAGAAGACUUCACGACCCAAUGUCCUGUAGUUUAACUCAAGUUAAUUUUGUUAUUAUUAAAAUCUUGUUGUAGUCAAGUUUCAAGUCUACUGCAGUUCCUUUGGAAACCGACAAAGUUGCAGGACUGGUGAGUUGAAUUUUACACAGCUUUGUCAGUCAUUUCCUGAUUGUAACAAUAACUAUCCCGUAACUAAAACUGGGAUUUUCCAAACGAGCAUUACAUGAACUCAUGCAGUCUGUCUUAUAAAGCCAAAGGUUUUACUCUAACCAAAUUACCGACAUUUAGAAGUUGCAGGUUAUCUGUUUGCCAAGACCGCGCUUCCAAGACAUUUCUGGAAGUCAGUCGCGCACGCCUAACUUUGGGGUCAUUUUUUAACGGAGCUGUAAAUGUCAGUCGGUCAUCGGACAAUGUCUGACAUUUUUUUGGUCCGUGUCCGUGGAAAACGUAACUGUGGUAGAGCAUGAUGUCUGAUCAAAAAUAUUUAAUAUCAAAGACUAUCACUUUGAGCACGAGCGGACUUCCUUCUUUCCUCAGUCCCACGCGCGGCAAGCGAGGAUGUAAAAUUAUGCAACUUAAUGAUAUAAACUCAAAAGAAAAACAAGAGGCUGCUCGCCGACUGAUUACUUUGCAGAUUAAUGAAAUUUGCCUUGAGAAAAUGUGAAUCUCUGUACCACCGAAAGAGCACUGGUAGUUAUCAGCCUAUCUGUAAAUUCCGCACCCACCGUGCACAAUUUUCGUCAAAGUGGCCCAAUGUGUCUUUGAUUGAAUCCGUCCGCUUUUUUUGUUUUGUCCGAGGAAAAUGGUCACUUGACUGGACAUAUGUCCUUCGAUGAAAGAACAUUUAUUUGCAGCUUUGUUAAAGGUAGCUAAAAUUGUUAACUUUUACCUCGACCUUGGUUAUUCUGGACAUCACAAAAAGCUCAUCCAAUACUGUUAAUUAUCCAGCAAUUCUAGCUGCGAGACCGAGAGUUUUUAAUAACCAUCCUACUUUUCAUCCAACAGCUGCUUGAAGGUGAUGUGGUAAACAAUAGUGCGGACGGGCUGGACAUUUUACUUCAGCCUAGUGGAGCUCCUGCAUUUCUCCCUGUUUCCCAUUUGUCGGAUCAUCUGAUUAACUGCAAAGCUCUUCUUUCUGUUUACGCUCCCUCUACUAAGCUGAAGAAUGUCGUUUAUUAUGGCAGGUCCAAGGACAAAUCUAUGGUAUCCUUGUACAUUUGUGCAAAAUUGCUCGCGCUUUAAAGCGAUGUUUUAAGCCACAGUUGUACCAAAUUGGAAAAUCGUGAUUUUGUGUCCAAGUUUGCGGAAAGAAUAGAAGGCACCGCUGUGAUUUCAUCAAUAAAUGAUUGGUUAAAACCUGUAGUGUGUCGUGUAUUGAGCAGAUUUUACAAUUUAAAGUUUGUCAGCAAGAUAUAAUCGUUUAAAUUAGCUAAAACUGUCGUCCCUGAAAUUAACACCUUAUAUCUUUUCAUAAAAGCGCUCUUUAAGAAUUCCGCUCAAUACAUUGCACACUACUGUCUACCAAGUAUACCCCUCUGCAGAGCCAACUCGCGAAGUUUUGUAUCUGCGCUGAAUUCUUGGACACAAAAUUUUCAAGUUUUGAGACUUCCGAGGGCGUCCCGACUACUACGCGAGUGCCAAGCAAGGCAUACCUAAUUGUGGUAAUUAUUUCAAUUACAUUCCACGCUUUAAUUUUGAUUAUAAGCUGCAAUGUUUACAAGGAUUUUUGAGACGUGUACUUGAACACUUUAAAUUAUACGCUCAUCUUUUGUCCAGUUAUGAAUGUCUCGUAAACCGGUCGGUGUUAGUCGUUGUGCUUCGUGCAAAUGCUUUAAAUAAAUACAUAACAGUGAGUUCAAGGUGUCCUCCGCGACCUUAAAGUGAAUAAGAUAGCAGGCUCGACAAUUCUUUAACACAUCAUUAUCACAGCUGGUAUCACUAAAACCCUCUCUUGUAAAAGCAGCAACAGAAAGAAGCCUUUUAAGAAGCUUUGGUGACCUAAAGGUUAGUACAUUAACCAAUAUCCUACAGUUAUUUGUGAUUAAAAGAGACUACCGUAACUAGCAUGCUAUCGAGAAUUUUACAAUCUGAAUGGCUAACAUACUCACCAUAGCUAGCAAUAAGCAGAUAAAAGGAUAAUGAGUAGCGAGCCGGCGUUUUGAAUGAAAACAGUGGCAAUUUCCUCAAAAAAUCUUUUGUUUGUGGACCUUUGUGUGUUUUCUGGUGCUUAAGUGGCCUCAGAAUACUGAAUGGAUUUUUUUUUAAUUUUAAGAAGUGCAGAUUUAGUUGUGUAUUUGUGGAAAACCGACGACGUUUUUUCGUGAAUUCCAGUUGUGUAAUAAAGGCUUGAAUUGAAGUACUGUCAUCAAACCUUUUGUACAGAACUGAAGGAAGUAUGCUAGUGGAUUUGUACUCAAAUAAUUGAACAGUAGGAUUAGCACCUUAAAACUUCAUUGUGACAAAGUAAGCGAAGUUAUCGUUACCGCAUUAUACAAGUUUAAUGAUAAUGCUCGCUUUUGCCUUCAAUAUAAUUUGUCUCUAGGUGGGAAUGAUUUUACCAGGCGUUGUCAAGAAGCUGAUGACUUAUGGAGUAUUCAUUGAAUUUUCCACUGGAAUUUUUGGCCUCGCUCCAAACUCUGUAAGUAUCAUGAAUGUACGCCAUCGUUUGGCACACGGACGGUUACCGACUGAUCGACUAAGCUCCUGCUAUUGACGCGGAGAUGUUAGCGGUUCAUCCCUCUCCAUGUGCAAAAUGUCGGUGACAAAGGAAAGAAAGAAGAAGGAAAGGGAAAGAAAUCCAUACUUAUUCUCCUGAAAAGCAAAUUUAUUUCAAUUUUACACUUACUGAUUUAAUUCUGAAUUCCUGUUAUUUCCUUCCAGUUUCUAGCCGAUCAGUUUGUGUCUGAGCCUGCUUCACAUUUUAAAAUUGGACAGACAGUUAUGGCAAAGGUUUGAAAUUACAAUCAUUAAUGUAUGAGUUAAAGGGUCUUGAAGGGGCUGUGUCACGCUAAUUAUAAUCAUUAAUGUAUGAGUUAAAGAUUCUUGAAGGGGCUAUGUCACGCUCAUUAUAAUAAUUAAUGUAUGAGUUAAAGAUUCUUAAAGGGGCUAUAUCACGCUAAUUAUAAUCAAAAUGUAUGAGUUAAAGGUUCUUAAAGGUACUAUGUCACGCUAAUUGUAACCAUUAAUGUAUGAGUUAAAGGUACUCAAAAGGGCUAUGUCACGCUAAUUGCUAUCUUUUUAAAAAGCUUAAAUCAAUUGAAUUCCAAAAAUAACUCUCCAGUUUUGUUAUUCAAGAAUAUAUUUGUCCCCCGAAUACAAUCAACUCUCUUUAUAGCGGACACUGUAGGGACCUCGAGAUAUUGUCCUCAUUAGCGAGAGUCUGUAAUAGCGGGUGGCUAUUUCAGUCAAACAUCUGUAAUUUAUUUUUGCCUGGGAUUUAGCUGUUUUCCGUAUUAUCGGGUUGCCCGUUAUAGCGGGGUGUCUGCAAGGCGAGACUUUGAUUGUAUUUAGGCGUUGAAACUGUUUCCUACCGUCCAUUGCAACGGAUGGCACGGAUGGACGUGGAUUGAACUUAAGAAAAGUUGGGCACCUUUUUUAAGUUUUUGUUGCUGUGCCUGCAAAUAUCACCCCCCAAAAAUUAUGGUUAGUGCUCACUGAUGAAAUUUGUUUGAUAUCUUGUUCAGGGAGCAUUUUGUGUCUGAGUAAAGGCACUAAGUAAUGAGUCCAGCAUAGAAUUGAGCUAAAACAGCAAUAUUCUCGUGACAAAGCCCAUUUAAACCACGCCAAAAUGCAGAGCUUUCAUUCACUCCAAAAUCAUUAACCUCGGUCUCUGUCGUUCCUUUCUUUUGCUCGCCAUGAUUGUUGACUUUGGUCAAAUGUAAGCUUAAAACCGGCAAUACCGAUAUCUAUAAAAGCUCGUAAGCUUGCUUGCUUGUUUUCUUUAGUUAGCUUGUUUGUUUAAUUUCAAAAACGUAGUGAAGCAUGAGAUUUCCCGUCGAAAAACGCGGGUUGCCUAUAAGAGUUCCUAUCAAAAACGUGCGACAUAUGGACGGUAGAAAGGAUGGUUGAACAGCAACUACCACUCAAAAAAAAAUUUUUUUUUCAUCCUUUUAAAACGUAUUCUACAAAUUAAUGACAGCUUUGAUUGGGUUUCCCAGCCAUAUAAUGCUGAACAUAUCAAAAUCUACUUGAAAAAUCCACAACAAUAAUUUUUCCAUGGGCUGAACUCUUGUCAACCAUGGAAUGACGUCAAUAUGUUCAAAACUCAAGUAGAACCACUAUAUAGCCGCAGGCGAGUGGUUUCACGGCAAAGUUUUGAACAUUUUUACGUCAUUUCUUUGGUCGGUAAGAGUACAGACCAUGGAAAUUGCUGUCCAGUUGUCUUUUUACAAUAACAUUGACAAUUUCGGACGUUCAUUUCCGUCGAAGAUUCUCGGAAAAUCGUCCAAGUAAGAAAGAGAAAAAAAAUUGCGUCACCAUCUCGUCAUUUCCAAAGUAUGUACUCUUUUCGACCAAAGAUCUCGACCAAUCUAUCAGCGCGAGAAGUUAUUGCAAGUUAUUGUAAAAAAUGUUCUGGAGACGAGGUAAUACAGUUUGAAAAGAAAUGGAAAAUGAAACAUUUGAAAUUGAGGUAAGCUCUGCGUCUGCAUUGUCGAAAGCAUGUCGAUUCACAGGCGCAGCGAAUUUUACUUAGGUCCAGUUCAUAGGAAUUCCACCAGGCUGAAACUGUUUACUCAAUUGAAUUCGAAAUAAUCUGGUUUCAAUUGUCUACACGAAUUCGCAAAUCCGUCGGUUCCCAAAAAAAACAAAAACAAAACAAUACAAAACGAAAACACACUCUGGAGAGUGGUUUCAAAAAGAUGCUGUAUCGAUGAGCGGUUUCACUGAUUUCGUCUGGACGGAAGGCCGAUUCGGGUAAAAAAAAAUCUGGUUUCAAAAAUAUCCUGAUUCGUGUGAUCAUGGCCUUGCUUAAAACCAACACACCGUAUUUUCUCCAAUCUUUGUAUGUUAGGUGACCGAAAUUGAUGCGGAGAGACAAAGAUUUCUCGUCAGCCUCAAGCCGUCUGAAUGCUUCCCAGAACGAUACUCUGGAGGCUAUGAUGUUGUAAGUGGAGUAGAACUGUUGGAAAAUUUUCUAUCGGAAAGACAGAAGAUUGCACUGCAGCUGGCAGCCAGUUCAGGUAUUUCUCAGCUUGACAGACUAAGGCCAAGUCCAAACGUCGAACUUGAACUUUUCAUGAGAGGACCAAACUUAGUGAGUGAAGUUCAUGAAAAGUUCGACGUCUUGCUCAGUUACGUUCAUGUGAAUGCGUUUGCCGGGAUCGUCCAACACGUUCUUUCCGUCUGAGGAUCGUUUCCGGGACAAACGUCGAUCUUCACAUGCGACGAACUAAUUAAAACUAAUGAAUGAAAAAUUUGUAUGAUAGUUUAUCUUUAGCCUCGUUAGGGAAAAAAAUUUAUUAAAAUUCCUGUUUGGUCUGAUCCAGUUUAUUGGUUCGAAGCGUCUUAAGUUGGACGCCUGACCCAAUAGACGAUCUUAACUUUAUUUAGGUCGACCCAAAUUAGAGUUUGGUUCGUCUCAUGAAAAUUUCGACGUUUGGCCUACUGUAGGCUUAAGUGAAUUUUUUGUUGCCUCUGAGGUGAAGAAUAGCGGAAAAUAUCAUUUACAAAAUAAGGAAUUGAUUACUUACGCCCUCAUUUCAAGCUUUUAAAAAUUGAAUUGCCCUUAUUACAUGUUAUUAUUAUUUUCCAUAUUGUUUUCAUAGAGGAGAUGAAAGUUCUGACCUCGUUGACCCCAGGAACCUGUGUUGAAGCAAAGGUGAUUUUACAAAAAUUGACAUCAAUAUGAUUUACUUUUUUAUUAUCUACUAGUAGACCCUUGUAUCACUCGCUAACGAUCACUACGCCACCCACAUUUAACUGCCUAAGGACAGUAGUCUGGCCAUGCUCUAGCCUGUUCCAGGCGUUCAGAUAGUGGGGAGCGGUGCGAAGUAAAAAGGAGCUUACUCCGCAACGCUCUCCACUAUCUGAACGCUUGGAACAGGCUAGCCAUGCUCUGGUUUCUCACUCUCUAUCUUUUUGAAAUUUUAUGAAUAUUAUGGUAGUUUCCGCUUUGGUCAAUUGUUUUUAUCAGGUUGUUCAUGUGAAGUUUCAAGGCAUCGUGUUGCAGCUAGCUGAUAGAGUCCAGGGAUUUGUUCCACAUCAGCUAGCUAAAGGUCGGUUUAUAUAAACCCCGGCUGGAAUCCGUUAUUCUCUGUUUUCAUUGUCACCUGGCUAUCGAAAUAAAAAUCGAAAUCAUUCAACACAGAAAGUGAGAAAUGAAAGGAGAUAAAUAGGCAAAAAAACUUACCGAAGAAUCUGGUCUGUGCGAUAUUUGAUAUACGAAAUAAUCGAAAGAAUUUUAUGAACACUUACGGCUGGUUUUCACAAGCGACGGAAUCGGAGUCGUAAGCGGAGUGGUAAGAGCGCUUAUGACCUAAUGAAAGUCAAAAAUCGGAGUCGUAAGCGGAGUCAUAAGCGCGACGGAAUCGGAGUUCGAAGAAUCAGAAGGUUUCCAUUUCUUCCGACUCAGUCGCUUACCUUCCGCGUAUGAUCUAGCGGAAACCAGAUUGUCGGAGUCGGAAGCAGAAGUGGAAGGAUAAACCAAUCACAAUGCACGUUCCCACGCUUUGUGAUUGGUUUAGUUCUUCCGCUUCUGCUUGCGACUCCGACAACCUAGUUUUCACUUGAUCGUAAACGACGGAGUAAGCGGAAUCAGAACGCUAUUUUCACUAGAUCGUAAAGUUGUACGCCCCUGUUUACGACUUCGACUCCGACUCCGUCGCUAGUGAAUACCAGCCAUUAUAGAGCUUUGUAUGAAGACGCUGUGUUGGCAUGAAAAAGGCUUAGAAAUUCUAGCUCCUCUAUCGCAAAACGAAGAAUCCUUUCCAACCGAGAAUUUGUAAAGUGUUCAAGUGUGCUGUAAUGCCACAUGAAAUUAAGCACUCAGAAGAAUCAAUAAUUCCUUAGUCUGAAUUUUGGUGACGUCAUUCAUCUGACAACCCAGAAUACCUUAUUACAGGAAAUUAACGAUGCACUUCAUUAAAAAUCGCGUUAAUUUAAUGCGUCUUAAUCUACGUCAAUGUUAAUUUAAAUCUCACUAUUUUACAUCGUUGUGUUACAGCACCUUUAUUUCAAUAACAAAACCUCGUUUUCUCAUAGUUCCUCUAUCAACGCCUCGGAGUCACUAUCUGAUAGUUCUUCUUUAAGAAUUGGGUGCAAAAUGUCUUUUGACUGGUCUUCGUGUUGAUCCGUUUCCCCGAGGAUGACUGAAAAUGCUAUUUUUUUCCUUUAGAUAUAUACGUUGAGAAGUUUGUAUUGCAGCAAAUUCGCGUAAAAUAAGGUGCACGUUGCUUUCGGAGAUUUACCGUUAAUUUGAUGUAUGUAAACCUUACUUUUGGAACAUUCGUGUAAAUUUGUGCAUCGCUAAUUUCCAAUAAUAAGGUAGUCCAAUAUUAACUGUCUUUAUUUGUUUUUAUUGAAGGAGUAAGUUGUGACCCUGGCGAAGUUGUAUUUGGUUGUGUAUUGGACUGGGAUUUUGACAAGAAGGUGGUCUUCAUCUCGUUGAACCAACAGCUGGUAGCACAACGAAAAACUGUGAAUUCUCAGAAAGUUAAACAAAAGAAGGUAACGUUCAGUUAACGUUUUAUCUCCAGAGGUUCCCAAACCUAAAACUGGGCACAAGGGAAAACCGUCUUAGUGGAAAAUAUUCAAAUGCAAUGUGUACUUACCAUUUAUGUUGUCGGUUUCAGAUCUUUAUUAAAAGGGGCCAUGUCAUAUUAUUUUGCUACUUCUUUGAAAGGCUAAAACUUGCCUUCGCAUCUAUUUUUUUUACCCAAAAAUUAUGGGCUAGGUUUGUUAUUUAGGGCUAUAUUUAAGUAUUGAAAAAAAUUUCUGUCGUCUGUUGCGACGGAUGGCAAGGAUGAACAUGGAUUGAAACUUAGAAAAGUUGGGCUAACUUUUGCAAGUUUUAAUGCUUUACCUGCAAAAACCACCGCGAAAUCAUUAUUAUGAUUAGUGCAUUAAAUUUGUUUGAUAUAUUUUGCUUAUGGGAAAAGACACUAAGUAAUGACUUAAACAGAGAAUUGACUUAAACAGCAGUAUCCUCGUGAUACAGCCCCUUUAAAGCUACGGUAAAACGGGCAACAAAAACGUGCAACUUGUCUUGCAACAUUGCUGCAAAACGAGUUGAAAAGCGAUGUUGAGCGUUUUACCACUCAUCAAUCAAACCUGUCUUGCAACAAAUCAGUUUGCUGCAAGUUGCGUGAAUACUGACUUCUAAUUGGAUAAAAUUACGCGGAAGUCACGCCGCACACGGGAGUUACGUCACUGGUUGCAAAACAAGUUUGCUUUGGGCCGGUAAAGCGCACAACAUGUACAGAUUUUGUUGCAAAAAGUAGAACUAGUCUCUACUUUCUACAACAAGACAUUUGUUUGGUGGGUGGUAAAACGCGCAACAUCGCUAUUCAACCGCGUUUUGCAAAAAACGAGUUGCGCGUUUGUGCGGCCCGUUUUACCGAACCUUAAGUAAGUGGCUCAUCCAGCUUUUCCAUUUCCUAAGAUAAGAGGGGGACCCGGCCUUGAAAAUAAUCUUUUCUCGGCCCAGCGGGCCUCAGUUUUGCCUGAAAUUAUUAAUCUCGCGUGAAAGACUGUUGAUUGGCGUUUUCUUACGUUAGCCUUAAUUUCAUUUAGUCUCAUUUAAAGUUUUCUAUCCUGCAGCUAAAAAGUGGACAGGAAGUUGAAGCUUGUGUCCAACUCAUCAAAGAUAACUUCAUUGUGGUGAUACUUCCUCAGCAUGGCUACCGGCUGGCUUAUUCACCUACUAAACUGGUAUGGGUUAUUGUAGACCUAGGAGUUGGGUCUAUUUGUCGAAGAAGUCCGUAAAUUUUACCUGUCAGUCGAAGAAAACGCACUUUACUCAAAUCAUUAAUGAUUAAAAAUAAUUACAAGUCUGACUGAUCUGUGAGUAGCAUUGGUCAGUCAUUUUCGAAGUCAUUACUAUCUCAAAACGUAUUGUUAAUUAAGUCUCAUAGUCUUAUUAGGUUCGAAAUUUCUAUUGAAAGAAAGAGAACAGAGAAAAGAACAAUAAAUAAAUACGUAAAUAAAUUGGAUAACAUAAAAAAAGUAAUUAAACGAAUUGAACUAAAUACUGUAAACUAGCACGGAAGAUUAGAAAAGAUUAAGCAAAGCAGGAAUUAAAAGUUAGCAAUUAGUUAUUAAUGAUAAAUGAGACAACAGCCAGUCUGUCGAUAAAGAAAUCAGUCAGUCAGUGAGUUCGGCAAUUCAGUUUGUAGUCAGUCUGUUUGGUCAUCAGCCUGCAAGUCAAUGAAUUGAACGGUUUAUCGCUUCACCCGUGAGUCAAUGAAUUAACCAGUCAGUCGCUCCAGUGUUUGGUCAGUUAGUCUUUCAGGCAGUUAUUCAUUGGUUAGUCGGCCAGUCAGUAAUUACCCUGCGAGCAGAGGCUACAUUUUCGCGGUAUGAGCUAGCGUGCGAAAAGUAGCUACUUUUCGCACGCCAACUCAUACCGCGAAAAUGUAGCCUCUGCUCGCAGGGUAGUCAGUAAUAUAACUACUUCAGUCACUGAGUCUGUGGUUCAGUCAGUUUGUCAAUUCAUUAGGCACUCAAUGCAUAUGUCAGUCAGUCUGUCCGUUCAUUAGGCAGUCAAUAAAUCAAUUAUUCAGUCGACUCAUCAACCUGUCAAUCUGUCAGUCAGUCUGACAGCCGGUCGGUUGGUCAAUCAGUCAGUCAGUAAAUCUGACUGUCAGUUAAUCUAUCAUUCUCCCAGUUCAUAACCUGCCCAAUGAAUCGGUCAGUAAGUCAAUAUCCUGUUGAUUCAUCAGUCAGUCAUUAGGGUGUUUUGUCUGUUCGUCAUUUCUCGACAAGUACUUCCAUUCAAUUUUACAUAAAAUGCAACCAUAACAUACAUUUCUCGUAAGAAGAAAAUUUUAUUUCGCUCUUUUAAGUGUUAUUUUUUUCUUUCCUAGCAUUUAAAUGACAUCAGCGAUGCGUCCAAACGAUUUGCAGUAGGACAGACGUAUUCUGCUUUUGUACAACGACAAGGAAGUAUGAAAGAUAAUCUUCUACCGCUCGUAACGCUUCGAGAAAAACACGUUGAAAAGGAAAAUAUUAUACCUGGGGCCAUAACCACUGUACAGUAAGUAACUAAGGAGUAAUUAAAACUUUGUAUUUAAAAAAAGUCUCACGAGAGAGAAUUUUUGCUUUGUAGGGUUAAAUCAGUCAAAGACUUUCAGAUGAACGUGAACUUAUGCGGUGGAAAAUUUCACGGAAGAGUGCAUGUCACACAUGUUUGUGAUGAAGUCACGGAGGUGAGAAUAUAAAAUGGAGGUUGGAGAACACGGGAAGUAAAGUUCAAGGGAUAUGUCCCAGGGAUACCGGUAUAUUCCGGGAAUAUGUUGGUCCCAGGGAUUUGUCGCGGUGAUAUGUCCCAGAAUUAUUUGAAGGGAUGUGUUCCAAGGAUAUGUCCCAGUGUGUUUUCUGGGGAUAUGUCUCAGAGAUAUGUUGCCUGAAUACCGGUAUAUUCCGGGAAUAUGUUGGUCCCAGGAUUUAUUGCAGUGAUAUGUCCCAGAGUUAUUUGAAGGAAUGUGUCCCAAGGAUAUGUCCCAGGGUUAUGUUGUAAAGGUAUGUCCCUGGGAUAUGUUGCAAGGAUAUGUCCCAGAGAUAUGUUCUAGAGAUAUGUUCCAGCGAUACGUUUCAGGGACAACAUUUCCAGGGCUUGCACAGUCUUCACAAGUCCUUGAAGUUUAGGGGAAGUCCUUGGAAAGUCCUUAAAUUUCUGUGCAAGUCCUUGAAAGGUCCUUGAAUUUUCUUCAACAUUGAAUGUAGUGGCCUGGAAAGUGUUUUUGAUGUUUUUUGGUUGUCUAAAACAGUAUAUAAGUCAUAACUGAGAGAAUUUAAAGGUUAUUUGCAUAAAGUGCUCUAUGUUUUAUGCAAUAAUUAAGUAUCAAUUUAAGACAAGUGAACUGAAAAAUGUAGAGAAGUUGGUGAAGCAAACAGUUCAAGCCUUAAAGUCUCAUUAGAAGAGACUGGGAAUGUGCAGUUUUCUACCAGCUGUGAAAUUAUAUUCCUAGUAGGUGGUCCUUGAAAAUCUAAUGUGAUCCUUAACAAAGUCCGUGAAAAAUGGUUGCAUUUUUUUGUUUAAACCCCGAAUUCUGUGUGGGGUGAAAAUGUGCACAGUAGUGAAAUUUGUCCUCGCAACGGAAUCAAUAGUUGAAUCUACGACCAGCCUUUUUUGUGUAUGUGCUCUGGGAAAGAUGGCAAAAACACUUGUUUCCACGUCAUUUUCCCGCGUACUGUCAACUCGCUUUUGACAUAUGCUUCUGCGUUUGUUGAGUCAUCUCUUAUUUUGUAGGGCGAGUCUCCUUUCAAAGCUUUUCAUAAUGGAGACAAGGUUCAAGUUAAAAUAAUGGGAUUCAGGGACACAAAGACACACAAGUAAGUUCGUAUAUAAGAUGUGUCUGUGAUAGCUCACAGUUCGUUAAUGCUUUAUUUGAAAAUGGGGUAACCUAUAUGGUGUUAUGUCGCGAUCGUUGGAGCUGAAAGAGAAGUCCCGGGCGACAAUAAAUCUUCUGUAAUUAAAGGCUUACAUUAGACUUACAGCGUUGCUCAAACUACCCUUUGCUAUGCACUACAGCUUUGAUUUAUUGUCUGUUUCUGUACUAGAUUCCUACCUAUAUCACAUCAAAAUUUUACCAAGGCUGUGGCAGAGCUUACAAUGAAACCAAGGUAAUGCUGUUAUCAUUCAUUACGUAAAUUCACCCGAAUUUCAAUCCUUUCUUUUCAUGCAAAGUCCAUAUUUUACAACGUGAUUACCAAAAACAUGCAGUAGCCUACAAAAACAAACAAUUUGAACGUACGUGAAAUUAAAGGGGACAGACAGCUAACUGUUGUUGCUAGAAAUAUCUAUAUGUCGUAACUGUUCAUUAGUACAAUGCCUAAAAUGUGUGCAAUUCCACAAUAGGUUUUUGGCGAGGUCACCAAACGGAAUCUAGAGGACUUAAAGAUUUAUUCUUCCUAGAUAGUUCAAGGGCAUUUGCCCAAAAGGUUUACUGUUCCCAAAGAGGUUACUGUUCAGUUUGCAGUAAACCAUGUUUGUGGUUACGUUUAUUCCUAUCUGUAGUAAGUUUAUAUUCUUAAACAGUAGUAAAGCAGGGACCGGUUAGACUCCUUUUUUCGAAGGAAUGCAUUAACACCUAUGGCGUCAUGGCUUUUUGCCUUUGUCUCAUUAAUAAUUGUAGUGUACAGUCUUGGUCUUGUAGGCUGGUGGAGGGAACUUUUUCUGACCUUUCUGGUGUAAGAAUUCUCCUUCUUCCAAAAAAUAAAUGAGAUUACAUGAUCAUGUGCUAUAUAGUUUUAGGUCAUAUAACCCGUUUGAUAGAUUUACUAGUUAUUUCAAAAUCGAUAAAUACAUUGCUUUUUGAAUUUGGUUGACUAAAACAUAAGAAAAGUGUUCAUUGGCUGACUUAGCCUGUAACUCAAAAUCACUGUGCCAGAACGUAAUUAUGCAAGUUCUAUUUCCUGCCGUUUUCAUCGUCUGUUACGGACAACGAAUUAUUCUAGUUCCGUUUCACUGAUUCUUGGUGUGCAAAUCGUGCAUAUUUUUGAGUUCGAAGGCAAACUAGCUAUUUCCAUUUCUAAACACAAUGUUUGACUCACCUUUACCCCCUUCUCAUUUCUUCACAAUUCAAUUAUUUCGGCCCUCCUCAUUUUUUGUUCCCUCCACCACCACCACCACCACCACCACCAUAUUUGACCUUACUGGGAUUUGAAAGGCGAGAACAGGAAUCGUUUACAACUGAUAACUAUUUGAAAAUGUUUCUUGAUGUGUUGAGUAAGGCUGUGUUCAUACCAUACCGUAUGGCUUUUGCUCCGGCACGAAAAAUCGUACCGUAUUGGGAUUCUGUUCACACAUAAAGACGUUGAUUUCGGCGCGAUUUCUGUAACGAAGAGAAGCCAGGCCGCGCCGACUCUAAAUUGGAGAAUCUUAUAUAGGAUAGGAGUUCACACCAUACCGGAUAGCUUUUGUGCAGUGUGAACUUAGCCUAAGAUAACCAUGCGACGUAUUAACAGUGAGGGUUUUUUUCUUGGUAAUUUGUCAAGUGAGUUGUCGCCAGGCAGCGCUGGAAAAGAGGACACGGAAUCCACCGAGGACUGUGAGUUGGACAAGAAACUGGAUCAGUAUAAAGUUGGAGAAGAACUAAAUUGCUUCGUGAAGAUGGUGAGUUUCAUUAAAAACCCUGUAAGAACAUAAUUGUGAAUAUUACCAGGAAUGGUACCGUCGAUAACACAGUUAAAAACCAUUUGUUCGCUCGUGAUAGUUCAAGCAAUGUCUUUGUACAUAGCCUCAGUAUUAGGUAUCACAUUAACUUGGAUAUUUCUUUGCUCUUUGUAGGCCACUGAUCACUGCGUAUGGAUGAUGGCGAGUCCGUCAGUUAAUGGAAGAGUUACACUAUUACAUGCUUCUUCAGAUGUGGAGGUAGAGUUGAGACCAUCAGAUGUAUUCUAUCUAAAAGCCUUGCUUUUAACCAAGAUGAAAAUAUGACAGACCCGCCAACUUUUUUGCCCUAAAAUUAGGAAACAUACCUCGUUUAAAGGUCAUUCAUCCUGAGCGAGCGAAGGCGUUGCUCCACAAGGACGCGAAAUUUUACAGACGUUUGUAUGGUGGGGGGCACGAUCUCCUUCCCCCCUUCCCCCCCCCCUGUACAAAAGCCUGUAAAAUUCGGUGACUUACUGGAGCUAUAUCCUCGUUAGUUUUAAACAAAUCACUUUCAAACUUGGCAGCUUCUCCGGUUUCAAGGUGUUCUUUCCAGCUGUGUUCACGAGUUUUUGCUAACUGGUCCCAGAAUCCCAGUUAAAAAUUGAAGCUGUGGAAGGGUCUAUUGUGAUUAGCAUACAUAAGAGGUGUAGAAAAUGGUUCGUCGAUUCUCCCUUUCUUUUUUGUUUUGUUUUGUUUGUUUUUCGUUAGCCUGUUCCAGGCGUUCAGAUUGUGGGGACGGCGCAAAGAGAUGUGAGCAGAAAAACAGCGAAGGGGUGGGGUAGGGAGUACAAGGGAAGGAACCUCCUCUCUUCCCCUCUUCCUCCUAAUUUUUUUUCCCGCUUUCUGACUUUGCGCCACACUCUAACAGAGAGCUUUAGAUUCGUGGACGAGGACGACAACGAGUACGAGAUUUUCUCAAUACUGAGUACAUGUAUUGCUUAUGCGUGCGACAGCGUCAUUUUGGCGGGAAAACGUGAUAGCCGUCGUCAUUUUACAACGGGUUUCAGCGAGAAUGUCCUAGUGGCGUGAACAGGUUAUCAAAUGUGAGAAGUUUUAUCAUUUUGCCAUCGAGAGAGGGCUUAACCUCCUUCACUAUAAAUAACCGUACGAACUUUUUUGGUGAAAAAGAAAAGUAAAAUGAAGCUUUCCGGGGUGUCUUCUUUUUGAGAACACGCGCAAAAGCUUUAAGUUAAAUCUCGUACUCGUACUCGUUCUCGUCCUCAAAUCUAAAGCUCUGUAUUAUCUGGACGCCUAGAACAAGCUAGUUUUUCGUGUCAUUACCGGUAACUCCUUAUUUUUCGACUGCUUCAUUAGACACCAUCAAGUUUGUUGUUGUUGUUCUUUUUUUUUUCAGUACCAUUCUGUUUAUUGCAUCGUAUCUUGUUUUCAGGUACUGAAGUCACUGAAGACACGUUUUAAGCCCGGUGAUGGCUACAGAUGCAUGGUAUUGAAUGUAGACAAGGAGCGAAACUUCCUGGAUCUUUCAAUCGCCGGUAACCUUGUUUAAAUUUCAGUGAGCCACUGUUAUUGCUGUCGUCCAUAGCAAACAAUUUUAGUGAUGUAGGGAGAUCACUUUCUUGCGAUUCCUGUCACAUGAAACUGGUGGAAUGGUCAGGGCUUACAUUUGAUAAGGAAGUGCUGCUCAGGAAACAUUAGCAGACUACCCUAAGGGAGAGGAUAUGGUGCCUACCAUAAAUUUGUAAGGCUCCUCUCAUCCGCUGACCAAUUGCGCACGCAUAUAUGGGACAAGUAACGUGGUAAACUCAUGCGACUUACAGUCAACUAUAAUAACCGUUUGCAAUAUAAACUACACAAAAGAUGAUUGCGGCGUUAACAAACUCGAAACUGUGUGCCCCCUGUAAUUCGUUUCUCAAGUUCAGUGGCUCGUGAGCCCUUUGGUUUUUGCUUGUUAAACGCUCAUUGGCGUACACACGUGGGCCUUAUUCUCGAAUUUCUCUUUUCCAGUCAAAGCCGAUUCAGCCUUCAAUCCUGGCAAAGUGAUUGUUGGUCAAAUUUCAAAGGUUCUUCCCGAUCAAGCCCUCUAUGUCCGGCUGCCCUUGCAAAAGAGCGGUAUGGUCGCUCUGACUGAUCUCCGGGACAGCUACGUGGACAAUCCUUUAGAAGGCUUUGAAGUUAAUCAAAUUUUACGGUAAGUGGACUCCGUUACUGAUUAAUAGUUAGUAGUCCCAACCCUUAUGGGGCUGUGAAGUACCACUGAGCUGCACUUCCCUUUGUUAUUGUUCAUGAUGUUGGUGAAGGCGAUUCUAACUUAAGAGCGCGUUUAUAAAAACUCUGAGCGCUUUGAAAUUCUUUUUUGAAGCAGCUGAGCAGUUUUAUCUUGAGAUAAGCUCGCUCUAUUUGUUUUUCCAUCUGUGGGUGAACAGCAUUUAAAUAAGAAACUUUUGAGGAUUUCUUUCCAGAGGUACUAAUUGGCAGCACAUAACAUUCGCCGGCUAGUAGAAGUCUUCCGUUUCACAAUAGGGACCUUAAGAUCCGACGGUGACAGCAACGGCAACAAGAACGUCAAAAAAAGGCAAUGGUGAAAUAAGCAAAACAACUAUGCACGUGCUUCAUGUUUUUUUGUACAUUUCUAUGCUGUCACUACACGACCACGACUUGAAAAUGCCCAAUUUCACGUUUAUAGAGGACGUAAUCAAGCCACGACAAAAUUUUCUUUCUUUUUCUGAACUUGGAUAUGGUUCUUCAUAAUUUAACUCCAGAUUAUUUGGCCUACAACUGGCAUAGUAAGUGAUUUUGUCGAAUCGCAAUGAAGAUUAAAAGAACAAGAAUUCAUUUUUUAAGCGAAAUUUGCGCUGUCGUGGCCAUCGUUGGAUCUUAAAGGCACGGAAAAAACGGGUAACAAAACCGUGCAACUUGUUUUGGAACAUUGCUGCAAAAGCAUUGUUGCGCGUUUUAACUCUCCUGGAACAAAUCAGGUUUGCGUGAAAACUGACUUUUGAUUACGCGGGAGUCACGCCAUUGACGAGAGUUACGUCACUUGCUGCAAAACAAGUUUGUCUUGGGCCGGUAAAACACACAACAGAGCAAAAAGUGGGACUACUCAAAAACAUCUUUUCUCAACCUGCAACAACACGAUUUGUUGGAGGACAGGUGUGAAGGUGGGUGGUAAAACGCAUAACAUCGCUAUUCAACUCGUGUCGCAGCAGUGUUACAAGACGAGUUGCACGUUUUUGCUUCCCGUUUUAUCCUACCUUUAAUUAAGACCCUGUUUACAUGGAGUGGGGGACCCCGGUCUCGUGGGGUAAGUUUCUUUUGUUUUGUGUCCCCCAGAGCGUGAAAACAAAAGAAACGAGCCCCACUAGACCGGGGUCCCCCACUUCUUGUAAACAGGCCCUAAGAGUAAGUUCACUGGUUAUACUAACUCCAAAUAUUGUCGAACUAGCGAAAAUUUUUUCUUCACUUGCAGCUGUUUCGUUUUAUCAAGCAACGAAAAAGGUCAACUGGAUUUGUCACUGAGACCUUCCAGGUGAGAAAGCGUUCUGAAAAAAACAAAUUCCCAAAUUUGAUCGUGGUAGCACUUAAAGAACCGCUGCCUUUUAAAUUUGUACGUGCCACUGUAGAAGUAAGUGUUUGUUAAAUCAUUUAUUCACCUUAGUUGGUCUUCCCUUCUGUUGAAGACCGCAUAACCAAGCGAUUUUUGUUGUUGUUUUUUUUUACCAAGGUGGACGUAAUUUUUUUACUUAUUGUAGUUUUCAAGUUCCAGUAGGUUAUCAUUCCCUUGUUUAGCGGAUGUUUCUUUUUUCGAUACAGAUAACCUUUAAACUUUUAUCAGAAUUUUUACCCUCGCAUGUUAUAAUGCUGUGAAAUAAUCUUCAUUUUUUGUGUGUUUUUAUCUUCGGUAGGACUGAAGGCCUAUCAACAAUGAACGAGGAAGGUAUGUUUGACUGUUCAUUCUAGCGUUAUCAUAUUAGACAUGACCCUGUCUUUUCCCAACAAUCUUAAGGAACGUCUUUUCAGUGGAAAAUCAUGUUUUUUUUUUUUAACUUUUAGCGCAAUAUUCUACCGUUAUACCUACAGCACACAUCUGUUUUGUCGUUGCUGCUGCUGUUGCCGUUAUUUUUACUGUGUAUCAUAGUCAACGUUAUAUUUUUAAGACCUCGCAACACUUUGAGUGCAAUUCGUGAUUAAUAGUGUUUGCAAGGUUCCUCACGGAUAAACUUUGCAAGUCUUCAGUAGUCUUUAACUGGUUCAACUUUUUAACUGUUUAUUAAUUAUCGCAAAUUUUACAGCCAGCAAUAUCCACUGCCCGCAGUAAGCAGAUUAGCUAGUCGAGGCGAGCAGUGGUUACACUAUGCUAUAUAUAUACAAAUAGCUCACAAGCAAGACUAGUGAAAAAGAGUAAAAACUGUUAAAUAAAUAAAUAAAUAAAUAAAUAAAUAAAUAAAUAUUGCGAAUAGAAGAAGCCGAGUUUUCAAGAGAAAUCUUGUGACUUGCUUCGACAUGCUCGGAAGUCUUCGCUGGUUUGACGUCAGAUAUUAGAGUGGCGAAGCGUUCGAUUAAUAGAAACAGAUUGUACAAGAUUUUAUUGCCCACUUUAAAAACAAGAGGGAAACUGGAUCGAGUUAACUUUCGCAAAGAGUUCUGGGACUGUUACUAGGCAAAGGGGAAAAAAUGGCAAACAGCUGACAGACCGGCGCGUUCCCAUUAACGAUCCCAGGAACAAUCGCGAGACAUAGAUCGGCACCAGUCGCCUCAUCGUUUCUAAAGUAGUGAGUUAAUUUUAGUUCUCACAUCUUACAAAUAAUAAAUGUCUACUUUGAAUAAGUAUACAAACUGCUGUAAUGUCUGUAAUCGGGAGAUGGCAGUCGCACGCUCUAAUACCAAUGUCUGUUAGCAUCUUUUGAAGUGAAUCGUUCAGUUAGACUAUUUUCUUCACGGAAUCAUUUAUGAUUCUUUUAUAAGUGAACGGAUUAAGAUUAAUCAUGCAACAGCUUCUUGUUAUAGCAUUACGCGUGAUUCAAACUAUAUUGUAAAAUUUACACUAUUUUUAUGGUGGCUUCCUCUCAGUUGCUGGUGGCGAGAAGAUGGAUCGAGAGAUCAAGGGCUUGGACGACUUGAAGGAAGGAGAUAUUAUCCGUGGCUAUGUAAAAUCCUGUUCUGAUGUCGGGGUUUUUGUCAGGUUGGUUCACAUGACACUUUUUUUCAAGCUCCAAAAAUAUACUGUAUUAUAGUUUCUUCUGUGGAACUAUCAGAGACUAGAACGCUUUUUCUAUUGAUUUAAUCGCACCGGAAACUGCUGCAACCUUCAAAUCAGCCCUGCCCACCCACUUCAACCAAAGAUCAUUUUGACUUUGAUUUUAUUAUCAACGUUUUGGCUUUGCUUCGCAUUUUCUCCCCCACAUAUAUAUUGCCCUUUUUUCCUUUACUCGACACUUGCGCGUAAAUUGUAUUUGAGAGAUGGAAAACCUUUGCAAAUUAUAGUAUAUCAAUUAAAAAAUAUCGAGUCUUGAUAAGGCUAAUUUCCACAUAAAUGUCGGCGUUGUCAGAAACCGCAGUUUUAACUGAAAACACUCGUUAACGAUGGCAAGUUUUUUAACGGGUUCCUUCUCCGUGAUUAGCGUUCAGAGGGAAGAAAUAAGGACCAUGUUGUAUUGAAUAAUGCUGCUAUUUUUUCACUAACGUUCCCUUUUUAUUUUCGGCAACGUUGGGCGUUGUCAAUUCGGGAGAUGAUUAAUAAUUCUGCCUCAGCCUAGUCAAGCAGAAUUGAGGUAACGCGACUUUCCCACGACUUAUCAAUUUACGCCUUCCCUCUUCCACGCCUUCCCACCAUCACCUCAUCGAGCCAGUCUCUCAGAAGCAGCUUGAACAGGUAUAGGAAGAGCGCAUUUGAGGCCAGUAUAUACUGCUGCGAAAGAAAUACCAGCGGAUGUCGCUUCGCGUGUAACACUUUGAUAGUUUUGAGUUGUUCUAUGUGGGUGACGUAAACUUCAGAUAAGUAAGUGAGCUUGAAUACAAAUGAAAUGCUGAAGGGGUAGGUACUGCAUUCUCAAUACAUUCAGUGCAGCUGAAAUUUAUAAAGGGCAUAACACAAAGCGGAUGACUCUAGCCACGUCCGCGAAAAGACAACAGAGCUGCAAUGACCUUUUAUACUCAUUUUUGGUAUCAUUUCUAGCCUUUCCCAUCAUAUCGUUGCUCGUGUACAGAUCAAGAAUCUCUCGCAGUACUACGUGAAGAAAUGGAAACCUCUCUUCCAUCCCGGAAAACUUGUAACGGGCAAAGUUGUGAGGUAAACUUUAUAGCUCCUGAAGUAUUUUUACAUCGGCUUAUUUUUCUUUUGUUAACUGAUAGCUUUAUCAUGGUAUCUCCAAAAUUAUUGAAAGCUCAAUGUUGAAUACAAACAACUACGGCUUUCCAGGGGCCCUUCCCGGAAGUCCCGGUGACUCUUCGGGCCGAAAAUUGAAUUUUUAAAUCAAAAUCUAAGGAAUAGAUAUGAGCGCGGUUCCUAGCUCAGUAGCAAAACAGUCCAAUCAUAUAGUUUGGUUAACUGAUAGUUUUAUCCAGUUAUCUUCAAAGCUAUUAAAACCUCAAUCUCGAAUUUAAACAACAACAGCUUUUCCAGGCUCGUUAAUUAGUGAGACUUUCAAGAACAGGCCCUAGAACUUAAUCAGUUAUUUAAUAUGAUACUAUUGCAUGAAUGAAGCCCACGAUAGGUAGCCUAUGAACUUAACUGCCGUCUCUCCUCCUUCCUCCCCGCUGGGGUCGUUUCGCAGGGAAGACUUUUCAGAUAAAUUUAGGUUUCUGGGAAACUGCCCACCUACCCCUCCCCUAAGCCAACAUUUUGCCCUAAGUGAGCGGUGAGUGUUAAUGUUGGCUUAAGGGAGGGGUAGGUGGACAGUUUCCCAAAAACCUAAAUUGAUCCGACUUUUCUGGAACAGGCUACCACUACAGCUUCUUAUUUUAUUUGCGUUUCGAGGUGGUUAAAAAUGAGAAUGCAGUUAUCCUUAAACAGCUUUUCGUUAACCGUCUAUGUUCCUCUCGUCUUCUAUUCGAGCUAGUGUGAACCCAACCAAAGGUCACGUGGAAUUGUCGCUCAAAGGAACAGACGUCGGAGGUACCGACCCUGCGCCAAAACCAAAGCGAAUGGAAGAAAAAGAGAAAAAUCGAAAGGAACGGAAAGGGAAAGGGGAAAAGAGGAAGAAACAUAAUGAGGCAAAGGAAGAUUCAGAGGAUGAGGCAGAGGACAUUUUAAAGAAACUCAAGACUGGUACGUAAAAAUGGAUAGCUCAUUUUAUUUUUUUGGUUACCCCAUAUCCUGUUAACUUGAUUCCGCAGAGAAAGACUUGGGUUGCCACCGUAAGGGAAAAUUCGGGUAUGAUGUUAGUUCUCGGUAAAGGCAGUGAAAUGUCAAGGAAUUUUAUUUCAAGUGGCGCCGUGGGGUUUCUUGAAUAGGUAUCUUCAUUUGGAAUGAGUGACCCUCAUGUUGAUCAAUGCUAAUACCCCUCACACUUGAAAAAAAUAACCUCCAGAACGCAUGGAACGCGUAAUAGAAGGAGGAGGAGAAUAUUGGUAGUUGUAAAAUAAGCCAGAGAUAGCUUGUGUACAGCCGUCACGGGACUUUUUGCCUGAGGAGAAGGCGCAGCUGUAGAUCAGUAAAAAUUGUCUCGAGAUCAGGAAAUAGUGUGGGAUUUCUGUCCUUUUCCCUUUCUGUUGAGUGGCAACUCAUCUCCAUUGACCAGUGCUAUCAAGGUAACUGAAAAGCUGGCCAUGUAUGAAUUCUAAACUGUUAAUCUCGUAGUUAGCACCCUUUCCAGUCCGUUCACAAUCCCAGUCUCUUCCAGGUUGAACCGGGCUGCAAUGCUGAGCAAAUGUUUUUUUCUGAUAGAGAAAUUUCGAUUUGUGCUAUUAUCUUGACACCUCUUGCUAACUGCGUUGAGACAGCUUGUCUUUUAUUGCUGUUUUUAAUUUUAGACUCAGAUGAUGAAGAUAGCGCUGUAACUGAUAAUGAUGAACAAGACGAGGAAGCGGAAAGCAGUUCUGACGAAGAGGUCAGAAAACAACCUUUGACUUACUACGAAUGGUGCACAUUUUUUCAUUCUGUUAUGGUUAAGGAUGGUAUAAUAUGUGUUUUCCUUUGCUUUCAUAUUCAAGGCCGAUAAGGAGGGCGUACACAAAAUAAAUGGCCUAGCAAGGUUACAGGUAAGGCGAUGCACUUUGCGUCAGCCGUUUUUCUUUUAGCCGUGUUGUCAAGUACACUUGCAUUGUAAUUAAUUUUGCUUCUUUUUAGCCUUAUAUUAGAUUUGAUGUAGUAUUUUAAAGGUGAUGUUACACCGGACGAUUCGCAAUGACAAUUUUUAGCGCAACACAGCGUUAAAACAUUGUUGUGACAAUGUUUCCAAUGGUUGCAACGUUGUUCCAACCUUGCAACACUGUGUUGCGCUAAAACCGUUGCGUGUAACAUCACCUUUAAGUGACCUUUGAUAGGUAUUCCUAUGUCCAUUUUUUUUUCUGUCCUCUACACAAAUUUCAGUUGGCAGCAUAUUCUUUAAAAACCACUUCUCUCAUUAAAUGUAGCUUGAGUUGUCUCGGAAUUUUGUUUGUUAAAGUAUAGAUAAAACGUGGUAAUGCACGAUUCCUUAGAUUGGAGCCUCCUUUUCUUAGCCUUUCUCCUGCUGUACUCUGGAAGUCCCCCUUCCCAUAUUACACCUGCCGUAUAAUUUUUUGUCUAUCAUGGAAGGCUACUCCUAGAUCAUUUGUAGUUUGUUCCUACUUCGUUGUUCCCAGCUUUCAAGCGGAUUUGACUGGAGCGGCGAGGGCGCUGAAGAAGGGCAACAAAAUAACAAGAGAAUGCAUGAAAGUGAUGACGAGAGCAGCGACAGUGAAACGGAGACCAGUGAACAGGUUUGUUUCGUUCUCCGUUUGUUUUGUCUUUUUCACUAUCAAAGAUCUUUGUUCAUCACUACCGCAUUUUUGCCAAAUAAUUAACCCUCUUCUUCACUCAUCUGAACAGGUUGCUCGUAAGAAAAGCAAAAGACAAAAGAGAGCUGCUAAGAAAGCUGAAGAAGACUUCUUAUACAAGGUAAGGCCGACUGGCAUCUAGCGAUAACAACUAAAAGGAGCUGUGUCAGGAAAUUUAUAAAAGCUCAGACAGUGGGAGCUGCUUCCCAUGCAACUAAGUGAAACAUGAUAAUAACCCCUGAAUAAGUUAAAAGAAGGUAUUAAAGGGACAGGUUCACGGUUCAGCGCAUGCUUAUUAAUUAAAUUACUUUUUUCUAAUUUAUUGUUAAUUCUAUCGGUUCAGAAUAAUCCCACUCACAUGUAUCUCAGCGAUCUCAGAGCGUAUUUCAAAGUAGAAGUGUAUUUCAGGGUAACCUGAAGUGGGAUGGAGGAGUACUAAAAUCGCAGAAAAAUUAGUGGAUUAUGCCAACACUACCAACGUUGAAUUUAUUGUUGACCCGAGGGUUUUAUUCCAUGGUUGAUAACUUUACAGCUAUUUGCACCUAAGUUGAUCAAGUGACUGCCGGGGGAGUGCGCAGAUUAGUUCUUUGACAACAUUACGACAUGAUCAUAUUGCUUGCAUAGACGAUACAGCAUAUCCCGGCAGAAAAAUAGCAUUUUUGAACAAAAAAAAUAGAAUUUUAACGAGCAUGCACUGAACCGUGAACCUGUCCCUUAAAAGACACAGCAAAUACCAAAGGAAGCACGGACGGACAAAAUUGAAGAAGAUUGAAAGGCAUUGCAAUUGUGGUUUUUGAAAACUUGUUAGCCGAACAGUUUUAUAAAGUACAUUUUUGUUAUUUGUAACGUUUGAAGUACUGCUUGAGAGACAUUUGUGUGGCACGAAGCUGUGAUUUUGUCAUUCACCAGUAAUUUCAUAAUUGUCAUAGCGAAUAAGGGCAUACUAUCGGUAUUAUAGGGGAGCUUUAGCAACGACGACGGCGACGGCAAAAAAAGUAAUGGAUUUAUUAAGCAAAACAAGCAUCACGUUUUUUUGUACAUUUCUUUGCCGUCACUGCACGACUGCGGCGUGAAAAUGUCUAAUUUCACGUUUUAUGAAGUACGUAAACAAGCGACGACGAAUUUUUCUUUCUCUUUCUUAGCUGGAUUGCAGUCCCUGGAAGAAGUCAACUCCAGGGAAAUUCACCUACUUUUGUCAUUUUAAGCGAAUUGGAAUGAACGCGUCAAAAUUUGAAAGAAACGUAAAUUCAUUUGAAAAGGGACGUUUUCGCUGCCGUCGCUGUCGAUGCUAAAGCUCCCUAUUAACAAAAUGAACUAGAAAGUAGUGGCACAGUCCCUUAAAACGAAAGUUAGGCCAAUAUUGCUUGAACGACCCAGGAGACGUACUAUCGAUACAACCUCGUUUCCAACGUGGCCCCGGAUAGAGAGAGAUUGGGGACGAGUACAAAAGGGCCUGGGAACGAGGCGACUUUCGAUACUGAUUGAAUAGCAACAAAGUUUAGUUAUUAGUUUCUUGGUUAAAUUUAUGACUGAAGAAAACUAACCUAAUGAAUAGACUAGAUUUAACUACCUGAACUACUUUCAUGUGCCGCGCGCCGAGGUGUUGUGUCGUGUAUGUAUCAAAGACUUAGCUGUUUCUCUCUUCUCCAGACUGAACAGUCGUUAUUAGAUCAGAAUCGACUGCCUGAGACCGCUGAUGAUUUUGAUCGCCUUGUGGUGUCAUCGCCUAACAACUCGGUGGUGUGGCUACAGUACAUGGCAUAUCACCUUCAUACAACGGACUUUGACAAGGCAAGGGCUGUAGCCGAGAGAGCGCUCAAGACAAUAUCAUUUAGGUAAUGUUUGACAUUUUAUCGUUCUUAAUUGUUGACUGACAUGAUCAAAUUAAUUAAUUGAUUAAUUGAUGUUUGGCUAUUUUUUUCUUAUUUAGAACUGAUAUAGCUUAGUUGUUAUGAGUUUAUUGUAAGGUGUCGCAAUUGUCUUUGUGUCAAAAUCUUUUAACUCGCAGAAAGCCAUUAUUAAAACUAUCUGCCUCGAUAGUGUCAAUUAUUUUCCUCCAUUCUCGCACCGAGAGCUUUCGAUUCCCUUCUCCCAAAUCCCAAUCAUGCCAGCUGCGAGCAUGUCAAAUUUUGUGAAACUUAUGAUGAAAAGAAUAGAGCGAGUAUGAUCUAUCUUUCAUUUUCUUUACCAGACGGUCCUUUUAAUCUUUCUCAGCGUUUUUGUCUGAUUAGAGUUAAGGCGCGUAUUAGUCUCAAAUACUUAACCAUCAUCAUUUUCACAUGUUGCGUUCAUUCAACAGGGAGGAGCAGGAAAAGCUGAACGUGUGGGUGGCCCUAAUGAACUUAGAAAACCUGUAUGGCGCACAAGAGUCCCUGGUAAAGGUGUUCGAGCGAGCCCUGCAGCAGAGUGAGCCUAAGAAAGUUUUCUUUCAGUUGAUUGGUAUCUACACAAGAACAGAUAAAUUUGAGGUAUGAAAAAUUAUUUGACUCGUGUUCCAAAAUGUUUUAGUUUAACACAUCGGGCCGCGCGAGGGGAGCACACAAGGAGAAAGAGAGAAAGACACAAAAACACGCUCCCUCUCCACUCGCGUGUCUCCAUAGCGAGCGCCGUUCUCUCUCGCACCCAUAACUUCCAAGUGUCCGCUACCCGAGCUAAAUAUAUCUGUGCUUUUGGUUUGUUUGUAGUUGGCCGAACAAUUGUACCAGACGAUGAGCAAGCGGUUCAGUCAAAGCAAAAAGGUUUGGGUUAAUUUUGGUGCAUUCUACAUGAAGCAAGGAAAGCUUGAGUCAGGCAGAAAAUUGCUUCAAAGGAGUCUCAAGAGUCUGCCGAAAAGAAAACGUGAGUAGUUCAUUAGGUCUUAUCACAGGGAACCCAAGCUCACUAUGAGAGCCCGUCAUCUGGGUGAAAAACUGUCGCUCGAAAAAUGCAUUAAACAGUGCCUAGGAUGUCUGAAAUGCAGUCAGGACACAAAGAAAAACAGGAAGACGCUAAAAGUAAUCUUCAAAGCGAUAUUUAAUGCUCAUUUUGUCAACUUAGUGAGCAAAAAUGUUUCUCAUACGUCUUACAAUUUUCUCGCUGUAUGAAUAAUUAUUUAGCUUAGUAGGGUAGUUUGGCAUCUUAAGAGGCCUCAAGCGCAGUCAACACACAAAUAAACAAAGUCUUUCAAGGUUUUUGUGUAAGAUUGUAGUAUAUUGCCUGGCUCUCCAUAAGUCUCUCCGAGUGCCCUCGCGAUGUUGGGGAUGUCAUGGCUUCGAGUCCUCUCGGAGACUCAAGUUUUUAUCUUUGUCCCGCGCUUGCCAGGUACUAGUCAUGUCGUCUUUCAGAACGCUGGUGUUGCUGUUGUACUCUUCUUACUUGACUUUUUUUUCUCGAUAGAAGGAAAAGAGAAUCUCUUUUCUCUUAGUCCAGCCAAGUUUCAUUACAGCUUUUUCUGUAGCCCUCAGCUUUUUUGAGGGCUACAAGUUUAUUAGCCUUGGGCUAUUUAGUGUUACCCUAGCUAUAUAAAGGCAUUAUUUCUUCUUCUUCUUUUUUAGAGUCAAAAAGUACAUCGGCCAGUAAUGCAUUCGCCAAUCCUGUAUAAUUACGCUCUGCUUCUGGGCUUGGCAAAGCUUGUGUGCCAAACACUCGAAAGGGAUAAGUCGAUGGCCGAUGAUGCGUAGGGCGCCCCGCCCGACGAUUUCCACCCGCUCUCCCUUCCAUAAAAACGCCCCUCCGCCGCGCGCGGUCUUUUUUUGCGCACACCAUUACCUGUCUCUCUUUGCGUUUAGAUUUACUUAUUCAUUGGUUUAUUUGCAUACGAUGUGACUGGUCAGAUGUGAUUAACUUUUCUUUUGUUUUUCUUUCCUGCUUUUGUUUCCUUUGCAGAUAUUGCAACUAUCGUGCAGUUUGCCCUGCAUGAGUUCAGAUAUGGCGAGCCACAGCGAGGGCAGACUAUGUUGGAAAGUAUUCUAACCAACUAUCCCAAAAGAAGUGACCUCUGGUCAGUUUAUCUGGAUAUGAUGAUUAAGCAAGGGAACGCGGAGCCUGUUCGGUGAGGAACAAACUCACAAAUUCAGUUUUAUAAGUGGUUUAAAGUGUUCACUGUUUGCAUCUUUUAGUGCACCCUGCGAGCAGAGCAUCCCUUUGUCUUCUUGAGUGAGGAGGAUAAAAGCAGGUUCUGUCUGAAUCGCUCAAUCCUUUGAGGUCGCCGCCGCCCGAACUUUUGGACUAGUCAAUCUUGUUCUCUCUCGUCAAAUUGUUUUUUUUCUUUUCGAGUGUAAGCAUCCGUUUAUUGUGAAACCGAUGGUCAUAACCGAGCCCGCUGUAGCAAGCGUACGGCUAUUAGGCCUACAAGGUUCAAAACUGUCCUUGCAUCCUGCCGUGCAUGUUCAAGAAGGAUCUUCCGUGAUUCCUGCAGAGCCUUUCUCGAGUACGCUAAAAUAAAGCAAACUAAAGGAAGACUAUGCUGGCAGGGUGCUUUUAGUGAUCCAAGCUCACUUGUCCUGAUUCUUGAAAUUCGCUUUUUUUUAUGAACGAAGUUUUCUAGCAAUUGAGGUAGAAUUCUUUAGAUAAUUAAGCCUGGUGAUUUUUUAAUACUCAGCUUACACGUUUGUAGUGUUUCUGUUUUUGGUUGUUAUUGUUAUAUUAUUCCAGCGUUUGGUCACUAGUUUCCACUUCAAGCACGUUCCGCUGUUAUGUGUUUUUCUUCGAGUUCAUCACGCCCUGAUCUUGCCUUUAGUUUACUCUGAGUAUACCUGCUUUCGGCACCUGUUGCGCAUUUACCAGUCCUCAUCGACACUGUUAUGUUGUAGUUCGAUUUGUCACUAGUUCAGUCUUUUGCGUAAAGACUUGGGGUCCAAUUACAAGAGCCGAGAUCGCUUGGCCGAGAUCUCGGCACGCAACCAAAAUCAACUUUGUUAUUACAUGGCAACCGAGUCAGCCAGGCUACUCGACAAAGGGACCCAGCCCCGCAGACGGAGCCAGCUCAUAUCAUGUUAUCAGGCUCUCUACCGAUAUUUAUAGAUAUGUGUAAUUUAGCCCAGCAGGUAGAGCGCUGAUCUGCAGAGUGGGAUGUUCCGGGUUCGAUCCCCGAUGGGGCCAAUGCUCAGAUCUUAAAACAACAAAAGCGAUGUUUUCCCGCCUCUUUUUUUUUUUUUUUUUUUUUUUUUGCGUCCUACACAUAGCUGGACCUCCUCUUGGCUCAAAUUUCUGACGCAUAAUGGCAAACAUGUCUCCAGAACUUAAGUACAGUGUCCUUAUAGAGCGUUUUCACAUGACGUCACGGCGGCCAUAUUGGUGUUCCAAACUAAUCCUGUUGGAGUUGAACUCUUUUCUCAUGUAAAAACUUUCUUUUGUUCCAAUAAAUUUGCAUAGAUGCUGGCCACGUGAGUGAAAACGCUCUAUAGUUGGUAGUUCCUGCUUUAAGUUUUCGCUGUUUUAUUUUUAUCAGGCAAAUAUUCGAGAGAGUCAUCCACAUUAACUUGUCUUCCAAAAAGAUGAAACUCUUCUUCAAACGCUACCUGGACUUUGAACGUAAAUAUGGUGACGCAUUCAGCGUGGAAAACGUUAAAACCAAAGCGAUGGAGUAUGUUGAAUCCAAGGCGGGCUUGAACUAAUGAGUGGCUUAUGAUCAGUGUGGAUGGCAGGGCAUCUCCUCUGUGCCACUUAUCGGGGAGAGCGGGGCUGUGGGAUGAGAAUAGCUGCUACAUCAAUAUCUACUUAAUGUGAGUUUUUCUACCAAGUAGGCUCGAUUUCCGCUUCUCUCUCGAAGAGAAGGGAGGAGGAGCGCGGGCUCAUUUCCCGAACAGCGGCUGGUAAUGGAGCCUAUCUACUCGGUGGUGUGACUUCACUGGCAUUCAUCUAAAGUUUUGUAUCUGCGUAGCGUCGGCUGUCUUGCUGACCCAAGCAAGUACAGUGCCAUUCUGCGCUCUGGCAACUGAGUGAGAUCUGAUGUGCUCGACUCGAGAGUCAUUUCUCAGAAUCAAGAGCUCUGUGCUGUGGAGAUUCUCAUCAAACGAACUCACGUCAAACGGUCGUAGCUAUUAGCCAAAGAAUUGUAAUGAACGAUGAUAAAAGCGUUUUUGUUCAGCCUCAAGUCGUGAAUGAUGUGAAAGAAAAAACGACUAGCAUGCCAAACAAACAGUUAUCUAGCCUACGAGCAAGCUCCCCCGGGGCACCCAGGGUUACCGGGGUGGGGAAGGGAAGAGGGGAAGGAGAGCUUUCUCUCUCCUUCCCUUUUUUUUCACCGCCAGAGCGCCCCGGAGAGCUGACCGAUUUUGUUGCCCGCAAGCUAACAGUAAUCCGAACUAUGGAGCGUGUAUUAAAUCG
Porites lobata is the source of this 51062-nucleotide messenger RNA. The record is from the annotation of a GenBank genome assembly. NCBI's taxonomy places the organism in Eukaryota, Metazoa, Cnidaria, Anthozoa, Scleractinia, Poritidae.